CCGCUCAAAACAAAAGCUCGGCAACAGUGAUCUCCGACGGUCGCGUGACGCGGUGUGUCUCGUGAUGAUCGCGGUUUCUUGACUCUCGAUCGCACGCACGCAAUGUGUGUAUGUGUGUCGAUGAGUGUGUGUGUGUGCGUGUGUUUGCAUAGCCAAAUUGAGCGUCAAACUCGAGGACUUGUACCUCCAACUCUCGGUGCGCCAGUUCAACUUUGAUCCAAGAGGAAUUCCUUUGCGCUUUAGGGAGUGCCCCGUGCGCGACUGUGGCAUACUUGUGUUGACAUAGCUGCGUUUUGCCUGUUGCGGUGACAAACCAGAGAGAAGUGUGCAGCAAGCGACCAACCCAACAAUAGUGUGAAUUGUUCCGCUUGUGGUGACGGGUAAAGUGGAAGUGGAGAAGCAAAAGCAACGCCACAACAUACAAAAGCACAGUGAAAUCAUCUGCAUACCGACCACAAAAAAACGGAUGGCAGCAUUGGUGUGUCAGUGAUUUGCAACAUAACGGAUCUCUCGCGCUCUCUGUCUCGCCGUAUCUCGCUAUGGUGCGACCCUUGGCCGUGCAGUAGGCGACGAACGGGCCGCGGGUCUGCUGGAGAACGAACGUGAACGUGAUCGUAGUGUGCCGUUUGCUGCGUAGGAGAACCGUGUGGAAUGUGUAGUUUGAAGAAUGCAAGAGAAACGCAGCACGAUCAUGUUACACGGUGCUGGUGGUGACGACGAGCGGCGGCAGUGUUGGCAGUGAUCGUGGCCCACCAUUAAGCCACACCGCGAGCAGUGUGCAGCUACGGUGCUGGUUCGAAAGUGACAGUGCUUUGUGGCCGUUGGAAGUAUUAGUUGGGGAUUGUGAGUAUUCACGUAGUGUUGUGGCUGUUGUAGUUGCCGGUGAAAGCGGCCAACGCUUGACGGCGCUCUUGAAGCAAGCAAGUGGUCAGCAGCAGCAGCAGCACCACCAGCACCAUGGAGGCGGACGUACUGAACGCGCUCAACACGCAGACGGCGUACAUGCCGGGCGGUCGGGAUCGGGACGGACAUCCGCUCGUGGUCAUACCGGUCCCGUUCUACGACAAUCUGCCCUGGAUGAAGGGAUUCCUCGAGACGACGGUCAAGUACCUGUUGGCUAGCUUAAGUCCCGAAACGGUCAGCAGUGGACUCGCCGUCAUUCUCGAUGCACAAAAGUGUUCGUGGCGCUCCACCCGCCAGUACAUACGGCACGUCCAGCAGCUGUUGAGCUGUGAGCAGAUGAACAGCUUUCUCGUGAUCCGGCCCGAUGCGUUCUGGGACAAGAAUCGGGUGGAGAACUGUGCCCGCCAGCAUCGCAAGGGUGAGCCAACCAUCAUCUCCAAGUCCCGGUUGGGCAAGUACUUUGACACGAGCGAGCUACCGGAGGAGCUUGGCGGCAUCAUCGCUUAUAAUCAUGAGCAGUGGAUACAAUCCCGCGAGCGCAUCGAAGAAUUUCGAAAAUCCUACGACAAAGCGAUGGGCGACCUAGAAAACCUGCACCUCAUCCUGCUGGACAACCGGACGGUGCGGGCCAGCGAGUCGACCGCGGCCCUCAAAUCGUGCCAGCAGCUGUACGGGGAUGUGCAAAAAUUUCUCUCCCUAGUGAUGGACGGCGGCAAAAAGCUGCUGGCCCACUUGACCGACCUGCACAGUGCCAAGUCGGCCGUACCGCAGGAUCUAACUGAUGGCAAGACGCAAGUCGAUCGGUUGCUGAACGCACUCGAUCGCAAGCAGACCGCCACCAACCAGGCCUGGACGGAGCUGGAACGCACGGUCGAGGUGCUGCAGGAGUUGGCCACCCUGGAGGAGGGCGUUUCGCACGUGACGAGCUGGAUACUGACGACGGCCGAAUCGAUGCUGAAUGCACAACUACGGGUCGGACAUGAUGUCGGUACGGCUGACCAGUUGCGGCUGGAGCACGAGAUUCUGGAGCUGCAGUGCUGGCAGACGUACGGGUGUUACGCGGAGCUGCUGCACAAGAUCGACCACUUUCCGCGGCGCAAGGAUACGCCGGCUUAUCGGGAUCUGCAGUCGCAGCGCGAGUGGAUGGACUUUGUGUGUCGCAGCUUUGCCCAGCGGCUGGAGCGUCGGCGCAAUGUGCUGAUCACGUCGGUGCGGUUCUUCCGCCUGGUGGCUGAGUACUUCGAUCGCACGAGCGAGGUGUUUCAGUCGCUGAUUAUGGGUGAGCGGGUGGAGGACUACGCACUGGCCAGUGCCAAUCUGCAGAAGCUGAAUGAAAACCAACGAAUGCUUGAAAUGAUGGAGAAGGAGAUCAUCAAGGAGGGCGAAAAGCUGAGCGAUGUGUUGCUGAUGCCGGUGAAGGAUGCGGUAGGGCGUGACAUCGAUGUAGACUACAGCGAAGACAUAAGCAACGUGCGCGACAUUCUCGAUGCGACCCGGUCCCGGUCGCGCAUCUUCGCCGACAGCGUCGAGCUGCAGAAGCUGACGCUCGAUCAGAUCACGCACAUCUUCAAGUACGAGCAGGACGCCCGGACCGCGGUCAAGUGGAUGAGCGAUCUGCACCAGGUGAUGCUGCGUUCGCACGCCCAUGUCGGUGCGACGGUACGGGAGAUCCAAUCGCAAAAGGAUGAACACCAGACGCUGCAGGAGACGGCCAAGGGCACGUACAACUAUGGCUGCCAGCUGCUGAACGCGUCGCUCGCCCUGCGCCAGUCGUGCAAGCUCGAGACGGCGCAAAACAUUGCCAUGACCAAAGCGCUGCAGCGCACCUGGCGAUCCUUCCAGGCGGUGGCGCAGGAGCAGAUGACGCGGCUGCGCGUCUCGGCCGUCUUUCACCGGAGCGUCGAGGAGCAGUGCGUGAAGCUGCGCGAGCUGCACGAGUGCGUGCUGCGGAUCGGUGAGAUCGCGGAGCAGGGCCGCCGCCGGGUCCGGCUGCGCAAGUAUCUGGCGACGCGCGAGCGGCUGCUGCUCGAGGUGGGCCGCAUGGUGCGGCUCGGCCGGCUGCUCAAGACGCGGCUGAAGGAACCGUUUCUCCUGGACGACCGGCUCGAUGCGAUGGCCAGUCCGGAGAAUAUCAUUACCGAAAGUGAUAACAUAAUGGCGUGCGAAGCGAUCUCGACCCGGCUGGCGGAGGUGGCCCAGGUUGCGGAGGCCCUAGACAGUGUGCUGAGCGAUGUGCAGGGCGGCUUUGACGACGAGGUGGAAGAGCUGACCAGUGCCGAUGCUGGACAGGAGGUGGCCGCCGGCAAACGCAGUGACAGUGGAAAUCAAAGUGAUGACUGGAGCUCGAGUGUAAAGUCAACGGAUGAUGGAUCGUUUGUGACGGCUUCGGACUGCAUCUGCACGCCCCAGUCACGGUCCUCGUCGUACCAUACCGCCUCGGAGUGUCGUGCCUCGCCGUGGUGGGGCGUCGAGUCGAUCGAGCGGCAAAGUUCGCUCGGGAACGAUUCCGCCGAAGAUCCCGACCCGGAAGCGUUCCCCUCGAUCAAGCUGCUGUCGGGCGUGGUGAUGACUUCGAGUGCGAACCUUUCGUUCGACGAGUCGGAGCACAGCUUCCCAACGCCGGCCGUUUCGCACGGUUCGGCCAGCGUGGACUCGGACGAUACCGUGCCGACGGUGUGCUCGCCUACGAGUGCGAUCGGGACGAGCUCCGCCUCCAGUUCCGCCCUGAACUCGAUCAAUCGGCGGGAAAAUUUGGCCCUCUCGCUGACGCCGGAAGAGCUGGAGCAGAUCGAGAACGACAUACGGAACAACAAUCUGCUCGCGUCGGUCGGCAGCGACGGCACGGUGGAGCUGGUGGGCAAGGUCCAGGAGCUCCAGAGCACGCAGGUGACGCCGACCAGCGAGGACAGCGGGAACAUCGGGGACGCAUACUUGCAGAAAACUCGCGCAGCGCAGUGCGUCGAGCGGACACUCGCCGAAUUUGCCGACCGCCAGUCGGCCGUCAGUAAUGAGUGGGAAAGCUGGAACAGUCGACGACGCACGGAGACAACACUGAAGCAAAUCAUGGCUGCCAACAUGGAGACAUUGGCCGUAGCAUCCAAGCUGGAGGAGCAGCUGUAUCCGCUCUUCAGCACCGCCCUGGACAAUCCAGCCGAUCUGAUCGAGUUUAUCGGCCGCAAGCGUACCCAGCUGCAGCAGGAUGUGCAGGCCGCCGAAGCCGAUCUGACCCAGCGCUUCGACACGAUCGCACAGCUGGAGGCGGCCGGUGCCGACCCCGGCACGGAACAGGACAUGGUGGCGGUGAAGAACAACCUGAACUCGAUCAAGACGAAGCUCCACACGCUCGGGGCCGACUUUGGCGAGCUGUCGGACGCGACCGAACACUUCCUGCGCUCAAUCCUGCAGUGCCGGGACAGCAUCCGGGAGUACUUCGGCACCAAGCAAACCGUGACCGGUCCGGGCAGUGUGGAAGCGAUCGCGGAGGGCUACGAGCAGUUCAAGCAGGCCACGAUGGAGUACUUCCGCGGGCUGCUGCAGCAGAGCGAGCAGAUCAUCGAGCGGGUGAAGGCGCUGGAACCGCCCGGUGCCCGCGAGCUCGACACGGACAAGAUCAUCACGCUGCUGGAGAACCUGCGGACGUACUUCGAGUCGCAGACCGAGUCGGAGAACUGUGAGCUGAAGAAGCAGCACAGUGUGCUGGCGUGCGACCGUGAGCUCGGGGAGGUGCGGGCUGCGAUUCGGGCGGAGGCUGAGCGGUUGGAGCGGACCCGCGGACAGUACGGGGAGAGUGUGGCCGAGGCUCAGUCCGUCCGGGUUGCUUUCGAGGAGCGGGCAACAAUACUGCAGGAUCUUGAGCGUCGUAUCGAUGCAUUUAUUAGCUCUGGAACGGAGCUCGUACGCCAGUACCCCGAGACAAGCCCUUACAUCGAGUCGGAAACGCACAAGAUACGCAACGAGUGGACGGACUUGCUGCGCAAGCUCGAGGAGCACCGCCAGCUUCACACCAUUGCGAUCGAGUACUUCGAGCUGAUCACCAUUAUUGAGGAACAUUAUCGCACACUGAACGCGGAACUGAUCAACGCCAACAACAAGCUCACCAUACUGAACAACGCCGACGUGGCGAACGAUCUGGUCGCUCAGGUCGACAGCACGAUCCGCACGCACGAGACGAGCCAGCUGGACGCGCUGAAGAAGAUCGCCAGCCUAUCGACCCAGCUGUACGGUUGCGACAAGACUGUCACCCUGUACACGGAAAACACGAAGCUCUUCCAAACGUUCUACAAAAUCAAGACGGAGGUGUACGAGCGCUCGAAGGAGCUCGGCGAGGAGCAGGCCCGUCGGGAAGAGCAGCAGCGACAGGAGCAGCUGCAGCGCGAACAGGAACAACAGCGGCAGGAGCAGCUCAAGCGCGAACAGGAAGAGCAGCAGCGACAGGAACAGCUGAAGCGCGAACAGGAAGAACAGCAACGCUUGGCCCAGCUACAGCGGGAACAGGAACAGGAGCAGCAACGUUUGGAGCAAAUGCAACGGGAACAGGAACAGGAGCAGGAGCGAUUGGCACAGCUCCAACGAGAGCAGGAACAAGAACAGCAACGUUUGGAGCAACUCAAAAGAGAGCAAGAGGAAGAGCAGCAGCGACUGGAGCAGUUAAAACGCGAACAGGAACAGGAGCAGCAGCGCCUGGAGCAGUUGAAACAGGAGCAGGAGCAAGAACAACUGCGUCUCGAGCAGUUGAAGCGAGAACAAGAGCAGGAACAGCUUCGCAUGGAGCAGCUCCAGCGCGAGAAGGAGCUGGCAAUGCGACAGCAGCAAGAAGCAACCAUUGUAGAGGAUGUCCAAAUCACCACCACAACGUCUCACGCUGGUUUGCCCCACCAGCAGCAAUCGUUUGACGUGCAGACGAUCGACGAGGAACAGUACCUGCAGGAGCCGCAAGUGCCUUUGGUCAUCCAAACGGUCGAGGAGCAGGUGCACGAGCAGAUCCACGAAGUCGUUACCACCACGUCGACACUGUCCACCGCCCAGCCGGAAGCGAGUCUGCGUGUCAUUCAACCGCUGGCCGACGUGUGCGUCCAGGAGGGUCAGCGCGUCCGGCUGCAGUGUGUAGUGGCCGGCGUUCCCGACCCAAUGAUCGAGUGGUACAAGAACGGCAUCAGCGUGCAGGGCAAUCCGGACUAUCGCACCAGCUUCGAUCCGGCCAGUGGCGUGUGUACGCUCAUGAUCGACGAAACGGUCACCGCAGACAGUGCGGACAUUCUGUGCCGUGCCGCGAACGAGGCCGGCAUUGCCGACACUACGGCUCGGCUGCUGGUGACGGAAGCGCCUCCACCACCGCCCAAACCGGCCGGAACGGCACCGACGUUCACGAUGCGCCUGCUCGACGGUGGCGUUGCCCAGGAGGGCCAACCGUUCCAGUACGACUGUGUGGUAACAGGCCAGCCGACACCGACCGUGCACUGGUACAAGGGCGAGCAGUGCGUGGACGGUUCGCCCGACUAUCGGCAGUCGUACGAGCCGGCUUCGGGCGUUGCGUCCCUGCGCAUCGAGCAGGUCUAUCUCGAGGACCAGACGCACUACACCUGCCGGGCGGUGAACGAUUGCGGCUCGGACGAAACGAGUGCGUUCCUCACGGUCAAGCCGCUGGAGCCGACCGAGUUUCCCAACUUCCCGGAACCGCUGUCCAACGUGAUGGCCCGGGUCGGCCAGAAGAUACGGCUGGAGGCGAAGGUGAGCGGUACGCCGCAGCCGGAGCUUAUGUGGACGCACGACGGCAAACACUUCACCAACCGCGAGGUUAAAUUCUACUACGAAAACGGCCGAGCGCAAUUGGUCAUAGACGAGGCAUUCCUGAAGGAUGCUGGUGUCUACACGCUGACCGCCAAGAAUAUCGCCGGUGAACAGUGCUGCUCGUGUAAUGUGGUGGUGAAGGGUCGGCUACCGAACGAAACCAGCGACUCGGAACUAGCAAGCGAUAUGGAGCCAGUGAAGCCCGCGGUCCAGCUGCCGCUGCGCGAUGUGUCGGUGUUCGAGGGCAAACCGGUCCGGCUGGACUGUGUGAUUGUGGGCCAGCCGGAGCCGGAGGUGAUCUGGUAUCAUGGCGAGCGGCCCGUGAAGGAAUCGAACGACUUUCAGCUGCUCUUCCAGGGCGACCGCUGCUCGCUCGUGAUCCGCGAGGCGUUCCUCGAGGACGCGGGCGAGUACCGGGUAGUGGCUAUUAAUAGCGCGGGCGAGGCGUCGAGCCAGUGUGCGGUGCUGGUGACACCGCUCAAUACGGCCGAGCCGGCGGUCCGGCAGCCGGUCGAGCGGGUGCUGCCGGCGGUCGGUGCCCCGCCGCGCUUCGAGCGUCUGCUCAGCGACAUUCUCGCGGACGAGGGCGAGCGGGUGCAGUUUGAGUGUGCGGUCAGCGGUGAUCCGCGCCCGUCGAUCCGCUGGUACGUGAACAACCGCGAGAUCCCGACCGAUGUGGCCGUGUCGCCGCGCGUGCACUGUGUCGUGCGGGACGAUGGCGUGGUGAAGCUGAUCAUUGAGCGCGCCCUGCCCGACGACAAGGGCGUGUACACGGUGAAGGCCGCGAACGCGUCCGGCGAGGCAAAGUGCUUCUCCAACCUGAUCGUGAAGACGAUCAAUGCGCCCGAGUUCGAGACGGUGCCGGCCUUCCUCACCGAGAGCCUGGUGUGCCCGACGUUCCGCGAGCUGUUUGCCGAUCGCGUGGUGCGCCAGCACGAGCCGACGAAGUUCGAGUGCAUUGUGGUUGGCAAGCCGCAGCCGAAGAUACGCUGGUUCUUCAACGAUCAGCCCGUGCAGGGGCAUGACUUCCUGGUGUCGACCAGCGGCGAUCGGCAGGUGCUGACCAUCCCCGAGGUACGCCCGGAGCUGACGGGCAAGAUCACGUGCUACGCCGAGAACGAGGCCGGCAAUGCGCAGUGCGUCGCGAUCGUGCAGCUGCUCGAGCAGCUCGGCUCGGCCGGACCGGCCCCGAUGGCCACCCUGCCGGCGGCAACAACCGAAUCCAUGCAGCAGAUCGAUACGACCGGUUCGGCCUGCGUGACGCUGCAGAAGCACGUCACGACCAGCUCGACGACGAGCUCCUCCUUCUCCUCCUCAUCGAUGGUCCAGCAGAACGGAGUCGCCCAGUCGCACGCGGAGGUGCACGCCGAGUCGGCGAAGCUGGACCGUUCCUUCCACCAGGUGGGCGAUCAGCCGGCGCAGGUUGCCGAGGCGGCCGAACAUCAGCGCUACGACAAGGUGAACGAUCUGCCCGCGACCGUCCAGCACGAGGCGUCUUCGUACGUCGGGGUGGCGCCGAGCCACGAGACGAUCAUUGCCAACUCGGGCCAGAUCAGCACGGGCAAGCCGGCGCGGCGCAACAUGGCGCCACGGUUUGUGACGCCGUUCAAUGGGAAGAUCGUCGACCAGGGCGCUGACGUUAUCAUCGAGGGAAUUGUGGACGGUUAUCCAACGCCGGACGUGCGCGUCACGAAGAAUGACGCGGAGCUGCAGCCGGAUGGGGAGCGCGUCAAGGUGUCCUACUCGCUGAACAAGAUCGUGGUCGAGCUGAGGAAUGUGUCGCCGGCCGAUGCGGGCCGAUACACGGCGACGGCCUCGAAUGCGGCCGGUGCUUCGACCAGCACUGCUGAUUUGGUCGUUAAAAAGUCCAUCUUUCCGCCAGUGUUUGGCAGACGGCUGCAGGCCCAAACCGUGCGCAACGGCGACCGGGUCGUGCUGGACGUGGAAGUGUCCGGCACGCCCGAACCGUCCGUCGCCUGGUUCAAGGACGGGCGGCCGGUGCAGGACGCGUUCGCCCCCGGCAGCUACGCCCUGCAGCAGGUCGGGCCCUGCUUCAAGCUGAUCUUCGAGCAGGUGUCGCUGAACGGCACGGGCACCUACAUGGUGCUGGCGACGAACGCGGGCGGCGAGGCCCAAAGCACGGCCGACAUUGCCGUGCUGCAGUGUGAAAGUGCGGCCCAGCCGGCGCCCCAGCCCGCGCCCCAGAAGCAUGUCUCGUUCGUGGACAUGGUACAGCAGCAGCAGCCCCGCUCGGAGGAGGCACUCGAGGGCGAGGGCGGUGGGUUCAGUGCCCGGCAGGAGUACGCGAGCGAGGCGAAGCUGCACGGGCCGACGACGGAGUCGACGAUUGUCACCGAGACGCGCCGCACGACCGAGGCGACGAUGCGCAUGGAGCACAAGAUCAGCUUCCCCAAGCUGCCCCCGUUGCGCCUGUCGCAGCGCACGCAAACGCCCACCGUGCCGACGGUGACCGAGGGCACGAGUCCGAUGAGCGCGGCUGACCCGCCGUCGGCCGGGCAGCAACAGCAGCAGCAGCAGCAAUGCGCGGGCACCAAUACCGACCCGAUCGCGACCCGCUCGGACGCAACGCAGACAGCGCCGACGACGAUGACGGUCGACGUGCCGACGGCACCGAGCGUUCGGCUCCCAGCUCAGUCCGAAUCGAAACGGGAGAGUAGCAGCAUCAGCAGCAGCAGCAACAGCGUCACCAGCACCGUUGUGCGUGAACGACCGCAUUCGUCAUUCGAGCCACUGUUGCAGCAGCCGGCCGACGUCGGUGAACUGACCUCGGCACCACUGUUGCCGAUCUACCAGCAGCUCCCCCAACCGCAGCCGCAGCCAGUGGUCAACGCACCCGCCCCGACCCAGAUGUACUCGUCCUUCUCCUCGACGCAGCAGUUCCAAGCGUCCUCGACGCUGUCGCAGCAGCAGUACUCACAGUCCUCGAUGCAGUACCAACCGUUCAAGCCGUCCCUGGCGGUGGAGGCCCCGGUGCGGGCGCCUUCCCCCGCUCCCGUGCCGACCUUUGUGCCGGCGGCGGCGGCCGCUGCUCCACCACCCCAGAGCUUCCCGCCGAAGAUCACUCCCUUCAAGCCGGCGCCGGCUCCUGCUGCACCGGUUGUUGCUGCUGCCCCGGCGCCAAUGUUCGCGCCAGCUGCUACCCAGCAGCCGCUGAACGUUGGCACGUCGGCUCCAGCACCGACCUGCACCUUGACGCCGAUCGCCGGCGCUACUCCGGCCUUUGUGGCUGGGCCGUCGUACAACCAGACGCCACAGCCGUUCAAGCCGCUGCCACCGCCCGCGAUUACACCCAGCUCGCUCGGUAGCGCUGCUCAGCCUUCUGUUGCUGCUGCUGCAGCAGCACCGCUGCCAACCGUCAGCCAGCCAGCGUAUGCUGCACCGCAGCCACAGCCCCAACCGCAAGCCUUUGCCGAGCCUACUGGGCCGGUCUCGCUGCCACCGUAUCAGGAGCCGCUGUCCUUCUCGUCGAAACCGGCGGUGGAGCCACUGUAUCCUGGUCAGCUGGGAGGCUAUCAACAGCCACCGCAGCCUCAGCCACCACAGCAGGUACAGUACCAACAGCAGCAGGUUCAGCAGCAGCAGCAGCAGCAGCAGGUGUACCAGCAGCAGCAGGUGUACCAGCAGCAGCAACAGGUGUACCAGCAGCAGCAACAGGUGUACCAGCAACAGCAGCAGCAACAAGUGUACCAGCAGCAGCAACAAUCACAGCAGCAGUACUACAUGGAGCAGCAGGACGAGGAGGUGUACAAGAAAAAGUCCGUCAAGGAAACGAAGAAGCUGUUCGAAGAGUCGCUGCUGCAGCAGCAGGCCGCGUACGGCGAGCUGAAGGCACCGCGCAUGGUCCAGGGCGUCCGUCUGCCGGUUGCGGCGGCGGCCCCACUGCCCGCCGACUUUGGGUACGGUGCGAUCGCGGAGCUGGGUCUCGAGCCAGGGCCCCAGCCGACGAUGGGCUACGCUCCGAAGGCCUCGAGUGAGCGCAAGAGCUCCUACUACCGGGAGCAGAUCGAGCAGUCCCUGCUGGAGAGCAUGGACAAGGAGCCGGAACGUGUCCCGGCCGGCGGUGUCAAGAUUAUCCCGCCCAGCCCGCGCAAGAAGUCGAAACCGGCAGCGCCGGCGGGACAAUCUGACACUGCAGGGGGAGUGCCUGCCCCACUCGAGCAGCCCGCAGAGCCGCAGCAGGGCCAGCAGGGUGCCACGACCAAGAGCCCGUUCACCGCCACCGAGAGCGAGUACGAGAGCGACAUGGACGGAGUGACUGGUGCCCGCCGCCAGAACGGCUACCUGGCCGACACGGAGGAGGUCGUGCAGAAGACGGCAGCUGUCACCUUCGAACAGCAGCAGCAGCAGCAGCAGCAGCAGACGGUGCAGACGGUUGAGAGCUUCAGCAGCUCCAGCAAGGUUGAGUCACACUCGUCGGUCGUCAGUGAGGUUGUGCAGCAGCAGCAGCAGGUCGUCGAACAGGUUGAGCAGAAGGUGGAACAGGUUCAAGAGCAGCAGCAGGUGACGUCAGAAGAACAGGUACAGCAGCCACAGGAGCCGCAGCAACCAGCGCAGCAGUCCGAGGAAGUGAUCAUCUCGUCGUCGGAAACCGUCCAGAAGGAAACAACGGUUGAGGAGAGCAAGAGCAACUUCCUGGUCAACAACGAUCUGCCGGAGGACUUGCAGCCGGUGAAGGUGCUGCCAACGGAGGAGCCACUGCCAACGCUCAAGCAUGUGCCUGUUCCGGCCGCCGUACAGCCCGUCCCAGAGCCGGCCCCAGUGCCCGAGCCGACCCCGGUGGAACCAGCACCGCAGCAGCUGCAGCAACCAUUGCCGCAACAACCACGACCCGAACCGAUUGCUUCGACUCCGGUGCAGCAGAACGGCUAUCCGACGCCCAGCCCGGCCCAGCCGUUCCUGUCGGACUACGAGAGUGAUGCCGCGGCUCCGUCGCUGGCGGGCUACAAGCCGGUCCAUCCGGUGUUUGCGCCGCCGAAGCAGGAGUUCGCCACGGGUUCGGCUGCACCGCCACCGUCAGUAUUCGACCCUAUCGACAAGAUUCAAGCGAGCCAAAUCAGCGCCCCAGCGGACGCACCAAAGAUCGAGAAGCCAAAACCAAUCAGCUACGUGCAGCAGCAGCAGCAGCAGCAGCAGCAGCAGCAGCAAUAUCAGUCGUACCAGCAACAGCAGACCUCAUCCUUCCAGCAGCAGCAGACCUAUCAGCAGCAAUCGUACCAGUCGGUGCAGCCGCCGGUGCAGCAGUCGUUCCCGCCGGCGGUGCAGUCGAUGCCGGCCCAGUACUACACCUCGGUCACCGGCCAGCCCGUCACCAACACGAUCGAGACCACCAACUCGCUGCAGAUGAAGGAGAUGACCGAGAGCAGCAACCGGGUGCUGAACAUGCAGCAAACGAAGCAAACUGCCUACCUGCAGCGACCGGGACGCUUCACGCCGGGCGAAUAUCGCGACAGCGAUGGGUACGAUAGCGAUGGCAACCGCAUCCGUCCCCUCUGGACGCCGAACCCGUCCGACAGCGAUGAGCCGCACUAUCGCAGCGUGCGGCCGAACUUCCAGCAGCCGCGCUCGACGAGCCUGCCGCGCCAGUACGAGCGCAUCCAGACGCCGAUGGAGUUCGACACGCUGCCGGUACAGAUGCCGACCAAGAUCGAGCUGUCGGCGGGCGGGGUGGAGUCAAGCCACCAGCGCAGCAGCUCGCUGUCGCGCCAGAGCACCGAGAUCCAGACGACCACCACGAUGACGACGGAAACGCUCAAGACGCAAACGCUGGACCGGUACGCGUCGAAGCGGAUGGCGACGGCCCCGGUGUCGAACUCGCGCGAUGACAUGGCGGUCAAGGCGCACCGGGUCGCGCCGAUCAACUACAUCCAGAAGCAGGCGGACGGUAUGGCCCAGUCGUUCAAGACGAAGGCGUACCAUUUCAACAACGAGGUCAUGACGGACAUCAAGAAGACGCCGAUCAAACCGAUCCUGAAGAACGCGUACGGUGCCCCGAUGCCACAGCAGCAACAGAUGGCACCGCCACAGCAGCAGCAGCAGCAAGGGUCGGCUGUCCCACCGCAGGUCUACCGGGAAGAGUCACGAGUAUCGCAAUAUGAAGCAUCAUUCCACUGCUACAAGGAGCUAAAACCGAACGGACAGCCAGCGACGUCAACCCACGACGGCACGAAUGGAACGACCGUCGUCCGCACGGUGCUGGAGGAGACGGACACGAUCGAGAAGACGUACCGAUCCAUUUGCCUCAUACAAACAUGCGAAGUGCAACAGCAGCAUGGUGGCUUCAUUCAGCAGAGCGCUACACCGCUGGCAUCGAUCACGCCCGGUCUGCAGACACCAACUGGAGGUGCUCCGUUCCAGCAACAGCAGCAGCAGCAAGUGCCGCUGCAGCCGCAGCCAACGUACGGCAUGGCGGCCCCAACGCCCGUCCCAGCCGGCGCCCCUACCGGCGACUACUCGCCGCCGGUCUUCGAACAGAUCUUCAAGAACUCGCGCUUCGCCCAGGGCGGCAACGCGCUGUUCGAGGGCAAGCUGAAGGGUAAUCCCCGGCCGGAGGUUUCGUGGACUCGAAAAGGCGCACCCCUUCUCGACUCCGCGAAGCACCGGCUGAGCUACAACCCGGGCACCGGGGCCGUCUCGCUGAUGAUCAACCAGAUCGGACCGGGCGACGAGGGCGAGUACACGUGCAAGGCGCGCAAUGCGGUCGGCGAGGCGAUCUGCUCCGUGUUCAUCCAGCCGGAGGGCAUGGCGACGCCGCAGUUCCAGCAGGUACGCCGCGAACAGCAGCAGACCACCGUUAAGCAGCAGCAGCAGCAGCAGUACACCAACGGGUACUCGCACGUGGAGGAAGAGUUCAAGGUGGACACGUUCGAGUACCGUCUGCUGCGCGAAACGUCCUACAGGGAGUCGAUCACGCGGCGCUACGCCGGCGAAACGGACGCGCAGCUCAUCACGACGGUCGAUCGUGCGCUGGGACCGGCCACGGCCCCUCAGAUCGGUCAGAAGCCGCGCAACUCGAAGCUUUCGGAGGGUUCCGAUGCGGUGUUCAGCACGCGUGUGCUCGCUAAUCCGCGUCCGCGUCUGUCCUGGUUUAAGGAUGGGCAGCGCAUCAUCCCGUCGGCGGACAAGUACGAGGUUAGCUACUCGAACCAGCAGGCCAUGCUGCGCAUCAAGAAUGUGAGCGCGCGCGAUUCGGGCCAUUACACGCUGCUGGCCGAAAAUCCGCAGGGAUGUCAGGUGUCGUCGGCGGUGCUGGCGGUCGAGCCGGCCCAGGAGCAGGUGGCUGUGGAGCGCGCUACUUCCUUCUCGGAGCAGCAGCAUCAACAGUUCCAGCAGCACCAGGUCAUUGAGACUUCGACCGAGGCUACGAAAGCGCUGUCGCCGUCGUUCAUGACGCUGAUCCAGGACGCGGAGACGACCGAGGGCAAGAUGGUACGGUUCGAUUGCCGCGUGACCGGUCGUCCGUAUCCGGAGGUGGCCUGGUACAUUAACGGCAACCUCGUGACGGACGAUGCGACGCACAAGAUCCUCGUGAACGAGGCCGGCAACCAUUCGCUGAUGAUUACGAGCACGAACCGCUUCGACCAUGGCAUCGUGACGUGCGUGGCGCGCAACAAGAGCGGUGAGGUGGCGGCCCAGGCCAAGCUGGUCGUGUGCGAGCGCGAGCAGGUCGUGGCGCCGAAGUUCGUCGAGCGCUUCACCACGGUCAACGUGAAGGAGGGCGAACCGGUGCGACUGUUUGCGCGUGCCAUUGGUACGCCGCUGCCGCGCAUCACCUGGCAGAAGGAUGGCAUUCCGCUCGUCCCGGGGCCGGAGGUGCAGAUCUGCAACGACGAGAACGGCUGCACGACCGUGGACAUCCCGCGGGCGAAGGCGUCCGAUGCGGCGUGGUACCAGUGCACGGCACAGAACGUGGCCGGUACGACGGCAACCCGCGCUCGGCUGUUCGUCGAAGCUCCGAAGGGACCGGAGCCGGAGCAGAAGCGUCUCAAUCUGCCACGCCCAACGAAGGUCAUUCAGCCGGAGGCUGUUCCGGAACCGGAAAUUAUCUACCUGCGCCAUGUGGAGCGAGCUGCUCCGCAUGCGCCACCGAAGGAGGAGGAACGCACCUAUCCGCCACCGAAGUUCAUCGUGCCGCUGAGCGACGUUGCGCAGGUUGAGGGUGGCAAGGUGCACUUCGAGGCGCGCAUUGAGCCCGUCUCCGAUCCUUCGAUGCGUGUGCAGUGGUUCCUGAACGGCAAUCUGAUCCAAGCAAGUUCGCGUGCAAACACGACCUUCCAGUUUGGUUUCGUAGCGCUGGAUCUGCUGACGAUCGUGAUGGAGGAUAGCGGUGAGUAUCUGUGCCGUCUGUCCAGCUCGACCGGAGUGGCGGAGUCGCGCGCCAUGCUGAGCGUGCAGCCACGCCCGCCGAUCGAGCAGCAAACGCAGCACCCAUCGUCGCUGGAUCAGAUCCAGCAUCUCGAGGACUACUCCAAGUACGUGCGUACCGAGAGCAUCGAGGAGGUCGUCAACCAGAGACCUGGCUUCACGCGUCCGCUGCAGGAUUUGGGCGAGCUGGAGGAGGGUCGCAAUGCGCACUUUGAGGCGCAGAUCACGCCGGUCAGCGAUCCGACGAUGCGCGUCGAGUGGUACAAGGAUGGACGCCCGAUCACGGCCAGUUCGCGUAUCACGGCCAUCUUCAACUUUGGCUACGUUUCGCUCAACAUCAUGCAUCUGCGGGCGGAAGACGCCGGCACGUACACGGUGCGGGCGGUCAACCGUAUUGGCGAAGCGAUCAGCACGUCGAAGAUUUCCGUCGUCAGCAAGGCGCCGGUUACCGGGGACUUGGGCAUCCAGGAGCAGCGCAACUACAUCCAGAAGAUUGAGGAGCUGGAACAGUACCAGAAGUACCAGAACAUGAAGUUCUACGAGGAGACGCCGGAGAGCACGCAGCGCCCGGAGUUCAAGAGCCCCAUCUCGGACCAGUUGAAUGUGCGGGAGGGUGGCUUUGCGCACUUUGAGGCGCGUCUGGAGCCGGUCGGUGAUGCAACGCUGCGCGUCGAGUGGCUCAAGGACGGUCAUCCGGUGGAGGCGAGCUCGCGCAUCACGUCGUUCUGCAACUUUGGGUACGUGGCGCUGACCAUCAAGCAGGUUACGGUGCACGAUGUCGGCACGUACACGUGCCGUGCGUACAACUCGCUGGGUGAGGCGCACGUUUCGGCUAAGUUGACGGUGCUGACGCGCCAGGACAUCAUUGUCGACUCGCAGACGAGCCACAUGGGCAUGGAGAAGAUCCAGUAUCUGGAGGAUUCGUCCAAGUACAUGCGUACCACUCAGGAACAGGUUGAGCAGGUGGUACAGCCGCAGCCACGCUUCUUAGGGCCGCUUAAGGGUACGAACCGCAUUGUUGAGGGACAGCGUGCUCACUUUGAGGCACGUCUGGAACCGCAAUCGGACCUCACGAUGCGUGUUGAGUGGUAUCACAAUGGUCGUCCGCUGAUGAGCGCUAAUCGCAUCCAGACGUACCACGACUUUGGCUACGUUGCGCUGGACAUAUUGGACGUUCGUGCGGAAGACUCGGGCACCUACACGCUGGUAGCAGCGAACGCGGCCGGACAGGCGCAGGUUGAAGCCACCAUGGUGGUGGAAACUCGUGCCGCUAUCGAUACGACCAGCAUGCACCACGUGGUGGAACGUUCGCAGCAGAAGGUGGAAAAGCAGUUCGUGGAGCCGCAGUACCAGGUGGAGGAGCUGUGCAAGUCGAAGCCGAUCUUCACGCAGCCACUGUCCGAUCCGCAGCCGGUCGGCGAGGGACGCAACAUCCAUCUGGAGUGCAAGCUGGAACCGCUCGGUGAUCCGACGAUGCGCGUCGAAUGGUACCAGAACGGGCGCCCGAUCACGGUCGGCUCGCGCUUCAAGACGUACUACGACUUUGGCUUCGUAGCGCUGGACAUUCUGCACUCGACGGCGGCCGAUUCCGGCGAGUACACGGUGCGCGCCACGAACCAGCUCGGUUCGGCCCACACGUCGGCCUGUGUGCGCGUCAUCACGCGCUCGGACAUCAUUACCGAGGCGCAGAGUGAAAUGUCCGUCGAGCAGAUGCAGUAUCUGGAGGAUGCGUCGCGCAUGAGGCGCGAUGUGCUCGAGGACAUUACCGUGAUGUCGCCGCCCCAGUUUGCCCGCUCGCUGCACAACGUGGAAACGUUCGAGGGCACCAACAUUCAUCUGGAGUGCCGUCUGCAGCCCGUCGGUGAUCCGUCGAUGCGCGUGGAAUGGUUCGUGAACGGAAUGCCUGUGAAGAUUGGGCAUCGCUUCCGGCCGGCGUACGAGUUCGACUACGUUGCGCUCGAUCUGCUCGGUGUGUAUGCGGCCGACUCGGGCGUGUACACGUGCCAGGCGCGUAACUCGCUCGGCGAAGCGGUUACCUCCUGCUCGGUGCGCAUCAUGGCGAAGAAGGACCUGAUCCUGGAGUCGCAAUACCCGGCCGGUCUGGAGAAGCUGCAGUAUCUGGAAGACAUUGCCCGGUACCGCAAGACUGAGUACGUUGACGAGAUCGUGAACGUGAAGCCGCGCUUCCUGACCAAGCCGAAGAACAUCGACCGGGCGCAGGAGGGUGGCCAUGCGCACUUUGAGUGCAAGCUGGAACCGGUGACGGAUCCGAACCUGAAGGUGGAAUGGUACAAGAACGGUAUGCCGAUCACCGUCGGUCAUCGAUUCCGACCGAUCCACGACUUCGGAUAUGUGGCGCUCGACAUCAUCGAUCUGAUCGCCGAGGAUACCGGCACUUACAUGUGUAGGGCCGUGAACUUGGUCGGUGUGGACGAGAUUGCCGUGCAGUUGUCGUGCCGCGGAUCGCAGCAGAUCCUCACCAACACCCAGAACGAGAUGGGACUGGAGCAGAUCCAGUAUCUGGAGGAGAAGACGCGCCAGCAGCGCUCGGACUAUCUGGACGAGAUGACGACGCAGGCACCAACCUUUACGACCUCGCUGAAGCACAUCGAGAUCAAGGAGGGUCAGCGCGCUCACUUUGAGUGUCGUUUGAUCCCCGUUUCCGACCCGACGCUGCGUGUCGAGUGGUACCACAACGAAGCGCCCGUCAAGACGGGUUCGCGCUUUACCGAAACGAACAACUUUGGCUUUGUCGCGCUGGACAUUAUGGGCUGUCUGGCCGAUGAUUCCGGCACCUACACGUGCCGUGCGGUGAACGCGCUGGGUGAAGCCGUCACGUCGGCUACCUGCGUGGUGCACACGCGCAAGAGCAUCUACUCGGAGUCGCAGCAUGAGCAUGCGCUGACGAGUUUGCGCUAUCUGGAGGACAACUCGCGCUACCAGCGUGACACGGAGGUGGAUGAGGUGAUUACGCAGGCGCCAGUCUUUACACUGCCGGUCAAGGACGUGAAGGUGGCCGAGAACCAGGCCGUACACUUUGAGGCACGUCUUGUGCCGGUCGGUGAUCCGAAGAUGCGCGUCGAGUGGCUGCGCAAUGGUGUCCCAAUUGAGGCGUCCAACCGCACCACGACCAUGCACGACUUUGGUUACGUUGCGCUGAACAUGAAGUACGUCAACCCGGAGGACUCGGGCACGUACACGUGCCGUGCGACGAACGAUCUUGGCCAGGCGGUCACCUCGGCGAAGCUGGUCGUCCAGUCGAAGGCUUCGCUGGAUCUGGAAACGCAGAACGAGAGCGCACUGGAGAAGAUCCACCAGCUCGAGGACGCGAUCCGAUUCCAGCGCCGCGAGGAGGAAGACGUCGCCGUUACGGUGCCGCCAAAGUUCACCACGAAGCUGCACGGUCCGACCAAUCUGGUGGAGGGCCAGAGCGCUCACUACGAGUGCCGCAUCGAGCCGUAUCCGGACUCGAGCCUGAAGGUGGAAUGGUUCCACAACGGACAACCGCUCACGACCGGCCAUCGGUUCCGCACGACGUACGACUUUGGCUUUGCCGCGUUGGAUGUGCUGACGGUGUACGCCGAAGACUCGGGUGAGUACACCUGCCGCGCCACAAACCAUCUGGGCUCGGAAACGUCCUCGAUCGCGCUGAACGUUACCCCGAAGGCGGGCAUUGUGCGCGAGACGCAGCACGAGGGAGCGCUGGAGAAGAUCCAGUACCUGGAGUGCGACGCACGCUUCGGUCGCAAGGGCGAGGACGAGAUGUACGUAGCGGAGAAGCCAGCCUUUGGCCGACCGCUCAAGAAUGCCAGCGUCGGCGAGGGCCUGCCGGUGCAUCUGGAGGCGACACUGACGCCGGUGAACGAUCCGACGAUGAAGGUGGAAUGGUACUGCAACGGGCGCCCGAUUCAGCAGGGCCACCGGUUCAAGACGACGUACGACUUUGGUUUCGUAGCUCUCGACAUCCUUUAUGCGCACGCUGAGGACACGGGUACUUACAUGUGUAAGGCUAAGAAUGCAAUUGGAGAGGCUGUUACGACAUGCGCUGUAAAAGUCACAGCAAAUGCCGGACUAUAUUUGGAGACGCUUGAUGAACAGCGGCUGCAAAAGAUUAAGGAGCUGGAGAGCUACCAGAAACCACAAACGCAGGAAGUUGAACCGGCCAAGCAGAAGCCAGUCUUCCUCACUCCGCUGACGAGCCUGGAGAAUCUGAAGGAAGGCGACUACGCCCACCUGGAGUGUCGCGUCGAGCCGAUCAACGAUCCGAACCUCAAGAUCGAGUGGUUCAUCAACGGCAAGGCGAUCCGCGCAGGACAUCGCUUCCGCACGACGCACGAUUUCGGCUACGUUGCGCUCGACAUCCUGUACGUCUAUGGCGAGGACAGCGGCACGUACAUGUGCAAGGCCACCAACCAGGUCGGUGAGGCGGUCAGCACGUGCAACAUUCGCGUCACCAACAAGCGCAACAUCAUCUUCGACUCGCAGCAUCCGGACGGGCUGGAAAAGAUCCAGAAGCUGGAGGCGCACUCGCGCCCCAACCGUCUCGAGCUGGACGAGCCGGAAGUGACGGCACCGCGCUUCGUGACGGAGCUGCGCGGCACGACCGAAAUUCACGAGGGCCAGACGGCUCACUUCGAGGCGCAGGUUGAGCCGAUCCACGAUCCGAACCUGCGCAUCGAGUUCUACCACAAUGGAAAGCCACUGCAGUCGGCUUCCCGGUUCCACAUCACGUUCGACUUUGGAUACGUCGCGCUCGACAUCCAGCACGUUGUGGCGGAGGAUGCGGGCGAGUACACGGUCAAGGCCAUCAACGCGAAGGGCCAGUGCAAGUCGUCGAUCAAGAUGCAGGUGACGGCAAAGGGAGCGAUCAUCUCCGACACGCAGCAUCCGGAGGGUCUGGACAAGAUCAAGCAGCUCGAGGGCGCCAGUCCAUUCCGUCGCCCGGAGGUGCAGGAUGCGGUCACGAAGCAGCGCCCGGUGUUUACGCAACCACUGCAAAACAUCGACUACGUCGCGGAGGGCCAGACGGCACACUUCGAGUGCCGCCUGAUCCCGGUCGGCGAUCCAAACCUGCGCGUCGAAUGGUUCCGCAACGAGCAGCCGCUCGAGGAUAGUUCGCGCAUCACGAAGCAGCACGAUUUCGGAUUUGUGUCGAUGGAUCUGCAGCACGUGCGCGAGGAAGACGAGGGCGUGUACAUGUGCCGUGCGAUCAACCCGCUCGGUGAGGCCGUCACGACCGCCUCGAUGCGGGUGCGCACCAAGGCAAGCAUCCAGAUGGAUUCGCAGCACCCGGAGGGCAUGAAGAAGAUCAUCGCGCUGGAGCAGCCGCACCAGCAGCGGUCGGAGGACCAGGAGGCAGCGUUCGAGAAGCCCAUCUUCACGCAGCUGCUGACUGGACCGUCGGAGCUGUGGGAGGGUCAGCACGCCCACUUCGAGGCGCGUGUGGUGCCGGUCGGUGACGCUAGCAUGAAGUACGAAUGGUACGUGAACGGCGUCGAGCUGAAGAUGGGCUCACGCUUCCGCACUACGAACGACUUCGGAUUUGUCACGCUGGACAUCAACUCGGUCGUCGCGGAAGACUCGGGUGUGUACAUGUGCAAGGCUAUUAACCGCGCUGGAGAGGCCGUCUCAUCGACCACGAUGAAGAUCAAGUCGAAGGCAUCGAUUGCGGGCGAACCGCUGCUGCCGGAAGCUUGGGAGAAGAUCCAGCUGAAGGAAGCCGCCAUGAACCGUGUGCCGGAUAUGUUCGUUGACACGACGCCCCAGCAGGCACCAGUCUUCACCACCCAUCUGGAAAGCCACGACAAGCUACAGGAAGGCCAGCACGUCUAUCUGGAGGCUCAGGUGGAGCCACGUGCCGAUCCGAACCUGCGCAUCGAAUGGUUCAAGAACGGUAUCGCCAUCACGACCGGAGCGCGUAUCCGCAGCACGUUCGACUUUGGACUUGUGACGCUGUCGAUCAACGGUCUGCGCGCGGAUGACUCUGCCAUCUACACCUGCAAGGCUACGAACAAUCUGGGCGAAGCCGUGUCUACCGCUACGCUCAAGAUUGACGCCAGCCACUGGCUGCUCGGAGACACGAUGCACCCCUCGUCGGUGCAGAAGAUCCAGGAUCUGGAGGCACCGCGCAUGAACCUGCGCGACGUGCCGGAGGAUCAGUUCGAGUCGCCCGUCUUUGUCGACCAUCUGAACAACGUGGAGAUCAAGGAGGGCGAAAACGCUCACUUCGAGUGCCGCGUCGAACCGUCCAAGGAUCCGACGAUGCAGAUCGAAUGGUUCGUCAAUGGAAAGCCGCUGCCGACUGGCGCUCGCUUCAAGACUACGUACGACUUUGGCUUUGUCUCGCUGGAUCUGACUGGCGCGUAUGCCGAGGAUUCGGGCAUCUACACGUGCAAGGCCACCAACAGCAAGGGAUCGGCAUCGACCUCGGGUUCGUUGCGUUGCGCCAGCACCACCACGAUGUAUCUGGACACGCAGCACCCGCAGGGUAAGGCCGGUCUGGAGGCGGUGCAGGACACGGAAGCGGCAUUGGCCAACCGAUACCGCCGCCAGGAGUCGAAGCCGGAGUCUGGCUUCCCGAAACCACAGUGGACGGUACAGCUGCAGUCGGAGUUCCGGCUGAACGAGGCGGAAGCACUGCAUCUGGAGGGCCAGGUCGAGCCAAAGGACGAUCCUAACCUGAAGAUCGAAUGGUACUUCAACGGUAAAGUGCUCGAGCAUGGUUCGCGCUUCAAGAUGACGAGCGACUUCGGUUUCGUUACGCUCGAUCUGACGGAGGUGUACGAGCGCGACCAGGGCAUCUACACGUGCAAGGCGUACAACCAGGCCGGUGAAGCGUUCACCUCUUCGACCGUGUACUGCGUGACGAAGGAAAGCCUCAUCGAGCGUACCCAGCAUCCGAAGGGUACGGAGGGACUGGAGAAGAUCCAGGAUCUGGAGGACUCGCUGCGCCGCCCAGAAGGUGGAGAGGCCGAAUCCGACGCAGGACAUGCGCCACGCUUCACGUCCGAGUUCGUCAAGCUCACGAACGUCGGGGAGGGUGAGAUCGCUCACUUCGAUGCGACGCUCAUUCCGACCGGCGAUCAGUCGAUGACGAUCGAGUGGCUGUACAAUGGCAAGCAGCUGGAGGCAAGUCAUCGCGUCCGCACGGUGUACGCCUUCGGUAUGGUGGUGCUGGAGAUCCUCGGCACGAAGAUUGAGGACUCGGGCAGCUACACCUGCCGCGCUACAAACCGCUGGGGCACGGCCGAGAUCAGUGUCGACCUGGAGUGUGUCGAUAAGUCGGCUGGACAGAAGCCACGCUUCACCACGCAGCUCCAAUCGCUCGAGGGCCUGAAGGAUGGUCAAUCCGCUCACUUCGAGUGCACGCUGGUGCCGGUGAACGACCCGGAUCUGAAGGUGGAAUGGUUCCACAACGGUAAGCCGAUUCGCCACUCGAACCGCAUCAAGCCCGUGUCCGACUUUGGCUACGUGCUGCUGGACAUUGCGUACGUGCAGAGCCACGAUUCGGGCGAGUACGUGUGCCGUGCGUCGAACAAGUACGGCGAGGAUACGACCCGUGCCACGCUCAAGUGCUUCGGCAAGGGUGGCGUCUACCUGGAGUCGCUGCAGCCCGAUUCGCUGGCCCGCAUUCGCGAGCUCGAGAGUCAGUCGGGUGCGAAGCAGACGGCGGCAGGAUCGCCAGUUGGCGAGGCACCACGCUUUACCACGAAGAUCAGCGACAUCACCAAGCUGGUGGAGGGCCAGAGCGCUCACUUUGAGGCGCGCCUGACGCCCAUCAACGACCCCGAGCUGGUGGUGGAGUGGUACUGGAAUGGACAGAAGCUGCCGCACGGCCAUCGCUACCGCACGUUCCACGAUUUCGGAAUUGUUAUCCUCGACAUUCUGUACUGCUACGAGGAGAACUCGGGCGAGUUUGAGUGCCGCGCGACGAACAAGUACGGCUCGGACAGCACCAAGGCGACGCUGCGCUGCAUCUCCAAGGCUAACCUCAUUCUGGACUCGCAGCUGCCCCGUGGAAUGGAGGGCGGACUCGAGAAGAUCCAGACGCUGGAGGAUUCGCUGAUCCGUACGCGCGACGAGCGCGAACGUACCGAGGGUGGACGUGCGCCAGUCUUCACCACUCCGCUGUCGAACAUCGAUUCGCUGCGGGAGGGUGAGAGUGCUCACUUUGAGGCGAAGCUAACGCCGACCGACGAUCCGAAGCUGAAGGUCGAAUGGUUCUGGAACGGCAAGCCACUCAAGACGGGCUCGCGCUUCCGCACGUUCUGCGACUUUGGAUUCGUUAUCUUGGAAAUCUCGCCGGUAUAUCCCGAAGACUCGGGUGAGUACUCGUGCCGUGCAACGAACGAGUACGGCGAGGCCGUUACUACCUCGACCAUGCGUGUGCAGGGCAAGCGUAGCAUCAUCUUGGAAUCACAGCUGCCCAAGGGCAUGGAGAGCACGAUCGAGCGUAUCGCCGAGCUGGAGGGCCUGGGCAUUCCGCACGGAGGACUUGGCUCGCCGGACGAUGACACUGGCAAGCCGCCGGAGUUCAUCACCACCCCGUCGGACAUGACGCUGACGGAGAAUUCGCUGGCCCACUUCGAGUGUCGCCUAACGCCGAUCAACGAUCCGAGCAUGCGCGUCGAGUGGUACCACAACGGUAAGGCGCUGUGGGCCGGUUCGCGCAUCAAGACGAUCAACGACUUUGGCUUUGUGAUUCUGGAGAUUGCGGGCUGCUACCAGCGCGACUCGGGACUGUACACGUGCAAGGCGACGAACCGCCACGGCGAGGCGACCGUUUCGUGCAAGCUGACCGUGCGUGGUCGCCAGGGCAUCAUCAUGGAGCCACAGCUGCCGUCGAACUUCCGCACUGGCACGGAGAGCAUCCAGAAGCUGGAAGAGCAGCUGCACAAGCGCGAGGAGCUGAUGGCCGACGAGGAGGAGGGCCGUCCGCCGAAGUUCGUUGUCGAGAUCAAGGACAACGUGGACGUGGCUGAGGGUGGUCCGGUGCACUUUGACUGUCGCGUCGAGCCCGUCGGUGACUCGUCGCUGCGUAUCGACUGGUACCACAAUGGCAAACCAUUCGCAACUGGUUCGCGUGUGCAUAUGCUGAACGAUUUCGGCUUUAUUGCGCUGGACAUGGACUACGCGUACGUGCGCGAUUCCGGUGUGUAUGAGUGCCGAGCGACCAACAAGUGGGGUACGGCUUCGACGACCGCCAAGGUGACUGUGGUUGCCCGUGGUGGUAUCGUGCUGGACUCGCAGCUGCCCGAGGGUAUGACGGCUUCCAAGCUGAAGGAGCUGGAACGUGGCAAGGUGACGCUGGCCACGCAGGAAGAGCGCACCUUCGGACCGCCCAAGUUCGUGUCACAGAUUCAGUCGGCCACGAUCGAUGAGGGCGAAACGAUUCGCUUCGAGUGCCGCGUUGAGCCGAAGGAAGAUCCGAAGCUGCGCGUAGAAUGGUUCCGCAACGGCAAACCGCUGCCAAGUGGUCACCGUUACCGCACGAUCUACGAUAUGGGCUUCGUGUCGCUGGACAUUCUGUCGGUGUACACGGAGGAUGCGGGUGACUACACGUGCCGCGCGUACAACGAACACGGCGAGGAUGUGACGAAGGCGCACAUCAGCUGCAAGAAGUUGCCGUCGAUUGUGCUACAGAACCAGAUCCCGAAGGGCAUGCAGAAGUCGGAGACGCUCAUGCAGAUGGAGGCGACGAUCAAGAAGUACACCGAGGAGAUCUUCCUCACCGAGGACGAUCUGUUCGAUCCGGACCGCAAGCAGCCGCCGCGCUUCGUCGUGCAGAUCAAGGACCAGACCAACCUGGUGGAGAUGCAGGCGACCAAGUUCGAGUGCCAGCUGGCCCCGGUCGGCGAUCCGGAUAUGAAGGUGGAAUGGUUCUACAACGGCAAACCACUGCCGUACAAGAACCGUUUCACGCCGAUCUACGACUUUGGUUACGUUGCGAUGAACUUUGGCUGGAUCUAUCCGGAAGACAGCGGCGAAUAUCUGUGCCGUGCCACGAACCUGUACGGUAUGGACGAGACGCGCGCCAUCAUCAAGACGACCGGCAAGCCAGGCAUCGUCUACGACUCGCAGCUGCCAAAGGGCAUGAAGAGUAUCCAGAAGAUCCGCGAAAUGGAAGCUUUGUGGAACUUGAACAUCCCCGAGGUCAUCGAUGAGACGCAGAAGCCGAAGAAGGAACCAGCCUUUGUCAGCCGCCCGGAUUCGAUCGAGGUCGAGGAAGGUGAAUGGGCACGAUUCUGCUGCCGUGUCACCGGACAUCCGAAGCCGCGCGUCAUGUGGCUCAUCAAUGGACACACCGUUGUCAAUGGUCAACGCUACAAGCUCACCUAUGAUGGCAUGUAUCACUUCGAUAUUCCGAAGACGCGCCAGUACGAUACCGGCAAGAUCGAGGUCAUUGCCCGCAGCUCCGUCGGUGAGGCCGUUGCUAGCUGUGAGCUGAAGAUUACGCCCCGCCGCGACGACUACCGCGGUGUGCUGAAGAACUCGCCACGACCAUGGUACGACUACGAUCUAGUCGCUUAUCAGAAGGGCCGUGUAGAGACGGAUCUGGAGGCGACGCUGCAGGAGGAGAAGAAGAAAAAGCGCAAGGUCGUGCAGAAGGCGAAGACGAAGAAGGAGGGCGAAACCGAAUGGCAAAAGACGGUCAAGCAGAAGAAGGGCGAGGAGUACUACAGCAAGCUGGCGGAGUUGGAAACCGAGCAGCUGACGAAGGAGCAAAAGAUGCGCGAAGAGAAGCAUCAGUUUGCGAUUCCGGGCGAGAAGGUUGUCAGUCAAUCGAUCGCCAAGGGUAUGGCAAGUGCCUACGAGCAGACGCUGGAGGAAACGAAGGAGAGCGAAAACGUGGAACUGAUUGACGCUCCCAAGAAGAAGCUGAUCCCGGAGCCAACGGAAACGUCCGUCCAGGGCAAGGAGGUGCACAUCUCGCAGCAGAAGCAAACGCAAAAGGAGGUGUACGAUGACAAAGAGAUCAUUCGUAAGAUCACCGCCACCGAGACGACCGAGAUGGAGCACAAGGGUACGACGCAGGAGCGCGUGGUGGAGGGCCCGGUACAGCCGACCAAACCGCCCGUCUUUACGCGCAAGAUCCAACCGUGCCGGGCGUUCGAGAACGAGCAGGCCCGCUUCGAGGUCGAGUUCGACGGUGAGCCGAUGCCGACGGUCAAGUGGUUCCGCGAGAACUUCCAGAUCAACAACUCGGCCGACUUCCAGAUCCACACGUUCGGCACCAAGUCGGUGCUGAUCAUCCGCCAGGUGUUCCUCGAGGAUUCGGCCGUAUUUGCCGUAAUUGCGGAGAACCGCGGUGGAACUGCCAAGUGCAGCGCCAACCUGGUGGUCGAGCAGCGCCGACAGCAGGGCCGUGGUGGAGUCAUUCCGCCCAGCUUCGUAAGCACCAUCAGCGACACGACGGUCACGGCCGGUCAGUUGGCCCGCUUCGAUGCGAAGGUCACCGGUACGAAGCCGCUCGAUGUGUACUGGCUGAAGAAUGGCCAGAAGCUGGCGCCGAACAUCAAGUACAAGAUGCUCGAGGAGGACAACAACUACACGCUGCUGAUCAUCGAGGCGUACGCGGAGGACGGUACGAAGUAUGAGUGUGUGGCCAUCAACGGAGCCGGCGAGGCACGGUGCGAUGCCGUCUGUACGGUGGACACACCGGUGACGCCGAUCAUCGAGAAGCCGGCCACACCCGGCACGGAGCGUCCGCCGACGCUGGUCGAGCCGCUGAAGGACAAAACCGUGCCCGAGGGACAGUCGGUCGAGUUCCGGACGCGUGUGACCGGCAAACCGACGCCCACCGCCCAGUGGUUCAAGGGUGACAAGCAGAUCAAACCGUCCAAGUACUUCCAGAUGGGCAAGGAUCGGGAUGCGUUCACGCUGAUCGUUACCGAGGCGUUCCCGGAGGACGAGGGCCAGUAUCUGUGCAUUGCUUCGAACCCGGGCGGUGAGGUGCACACGACCGCCACGCUGAAGGUGGUCGCGCCCGAGAUGCCCGACGCCGGUCCGAAGCUGAGCGAGAUGAAGGACUGCCUGGUGGAGGAGGGUUCGCCGGCCCAGUUCAAGACGACCAUCGUCGGCAAACCGACCAAGAUGACCGUCCAGUGGUUGCGCGAGGGUCUGCUGAUUCCGGAGUCACCCGAUUUUCAGAUGAUCAACGAAGGUAACAACGCGGUGCUGCUGAUCGGGACGACCUACGAGGAAGACUCCGGUACCUUCACCUGCCGCGUGACCACGUCCGCCGGACAGGUCGAAACGUCCGCCAAACUGAUAGUCAAAAAGCGUCGAAAGCAGCUGCGACAGGUGCACGGUGCUGCUGGAGUUCACCUCCAACAGCAACAGGAUGUGCAAUCGACGCAGCAAUUUUCGUCAUCGACCACCUCUGCGACUGCUCAACAGCUAAGCGAUACAUCGUACGAUAGUAGCACCGGUACGAGCGAAGUUGACACCGAGUUCGUCCCGCAGGGUGAUGAAAAUUUGCCAUGGAGACGAUCUCGAAGCCUAUCGCGAGGACCGACCACUGAGGCUGUUGCUCCAUGGCGGCGUGCCUCGCAAGAUCGACGUACGUCCCGCGAUCGGUCACUGUCGAUCGAUAAACGCGAAGAGAUCAAGCCAUGGACGGCCGAGGUAGUUAAACUGAAGAAAACGACCAAGGAACGCAAAACCAUCGAGAAAGAAAAACUAGAAACGGUACAAUUGAAACCGACCCAAAUCCAGAAGCCGCAGGUUAAGCGCGAACAGCUGGAGAAGGUCGAACUGAAGACGGUCAAACGUGAGCAGGAGAUAUCCGAGCUUAAUAUGGAAGAAAUGGUUCAAGCCAUCAUCGGAGAGCAGGAAGAUAUCGACCAUAUAGAUUAUAAUGUUCAGAAAUUACGUCACGAUGAGGAUAUCUCUAUUCUAGAGAUUCAACAGCAGGUGGAUGAAUUGAUUCGCAAAGACUCGCAAAAGGCGGAAGGAGUUGCCUGGCGUCGAGGGGGUCCAAGAAAGGAACAGCCUCAAACCGGUAGGGAACAGUUCGUCGAAACUGACGAGAGCACUAUGCUUAAGGUAGACCGAAACGAAACAACGACAGAACUAGAACAGCAAAAACUCACUCUGGACCAGGGAGCUGGCGUAGCGUGGAGACGAGGCAAACGUCCGGAGCCAGAACAUCAACCUUAUGCACAGGUGGCAGAUUCUACCAUGCUAAGUGUCGAUCGUUUAGAAGAGCAAGAAGCGAAACAGCAACAGCCCGAGCUCCAGCCAGUUCCUUGGCGACGAGGACCCAAAGAAACUACACCCAAACCCGUAGAGUUUACGGAACGAGAAGACUCUUCUACGCUCAAAUUGGAGCAAACCGAACAAGAACUGUCACAAGAUUCGAAACCAACUGAGCAACCGGUUAGCUGGAGAAGAGGACCGAAAGAAAGGAAGCCUGUUGUCGAACCAGCAACAGAGCCGGCUCCAGAAGACCAACCAGAAACGCAACUGCCUCCAUGGAUGCGGGGACGAAAACCAGGACCAAAGCGAGAAUUACCAAAACAACCCGAGCCGGAAAAGGUCGAGCAAGUAAUGCUCAAGCCUACACCUCGCAAGAAGAGGGAGCUUCCGAAAGAGGCUAUUGAAGAGGUCUCGCUGAAGCCUGUCCCCAAGAAGCCUGUUGUGGAGGAGAUUGCUCCAACUGAGCCCGAGGAAGUCGAGGAAAAGACAGUCAAGAUUGUCAAGAAGAAAAAGCCAAAGUCCGUCCCACAACAGGAGUCUCUUGAGAAGCUGGAGUUUACUCCCACGGAGGUACCCGAAAUAGAGAAAACGGAGAUGCCCGAAAAGCUGGAGGAAGUCAAGCCAAUGGAGCCUGAACAAGAGCCUGAGAAGCCCAGCUGGCGUAGACAACAAAAGCCUAAGCCUCAGGAGGAAGUGCCAGAAGAAAAGCAAUGGCCUACUGGUAAGCGACGUCCUCUUCCAGAAGAACCGAAGGAAGAAGUCGUUCUCAAACCAAUUCCCAAACCUACAAAAGAAGUGGAGCCUAAAGAAACUAAGGAGCCUACGAUCAAACCGAAACCAAUGCCAGAACUCGAUGAUAAACCCGAGCCUGAGCUAGAACUGGAGAAACCAGCCGUACCGGAAGAGGACACCAGUCUUCCUCCGUGGCGUCGUGGCAAGAAGCCAGUAGAGAAGAAGCCUCUUCCUCCUCCGGCUGAGCCUGAAAAGGUCGAGCAAGUAAUGCUCAAGCCUACGUCUCGCCAGAAGAAGGAGCUUCCGAAAGAGGCUAUUGAGGAGGUCUCGCUCAAGCCUGUCCCCAAGAAACCUGUUGUGGAAGAGAUUGCUCCAACUAAGCCCGAGGAAGUCGAGGAAAAGACAGUCAAGAUUGUCAAGAAGAAAAAGCCAAAGUCCGUCCCACAACAGGAGUCUCUUGAGAAGCUGGAGUUUACUCCCACGGAGGUACCUGAAGUAGAGAAAACGGAGAUGCCCGAAAAGCUGGAGGAAGUCAAACCAAUGGAGCCUGAACAAGAGCCUGAGAAGCCCAGCUGGCGUAGACAACAAAAGCCUAAGCCCCAAGAGGAAGUGCCAGAAGAAAAGCAAUGGCCUACUGGUAAGCGACGUCCACUUCCAGAAGAACCGAAGGAAGAAGUCGUUCUCAAACCAAUUCCCAAACCUACAAAAGAAGUGGAGCCUAAAGAAACUAAGGAGCCUACGAUCAAACCGAAACCAAAGCCAGAACUCGAUGAUAAACCCGAGCCUGAGCUAGAACUGGAGAAACCAGCCGUACCGGAAGAGGACACCAGUCUUCCUCCGUGGCGUCGUGGCAAGAAGCCAGUUCCCAAAAGGGAAAUUCCUGCUCCAGAACCUGCUGUCAUGGAAACUGUUACUCUUAAACCAACACCAAAACAAGCUAAAGAAUUGCCUCAAGAAUCGAUCGAGGAGGUAUCGCUGAAGCCUGUGCCUCAAAAGUCGGAAGUUGAAGAGGUCCCAGCCGACACGGUGUCAAUAGCUGAGGUGAAAGAUAUCUCCCCGAAGAAGGUGAAGAAACCAAAACGAAAGGAGGAAUUGGAACCGCUUGAAAAACCUGUCUAUCCUGAGAUUCCUGAACAAGAGGAAGUGCAACUAGAGAAGACGGAACACAUUCCGGAAGAAGUACAAAAAGAGCCAGAAACAGUUCCAGAACAUCCUCCAUGGCGAAGAACUCCAAAACCGAAACCUGUUGAAACAGAGGAGGAAGAAAAGAAGUGGCCAACAGGUAAGAGACGUCCGCCAGUUGAGGAACCUAAGGAAGAAGUGGUGUUGAAACCGAUUCCUAAACCGACUAAAGAUGUCGAGCCACAACCAGAGCAACAGAUCACGAUCAAACCUAAGCAUCCAGAACCAACACCACAGGAGGAAAUUCCCGAAGUAACGCCUUGGCGUCGUGGAAAGAAGGAAAAGCCACCGGUCGAAGAGGAAGAGCCUAAAGAAUGGCCUAAAGGAAAACGAAGGCCACUGCCGGAAACUCCUAAGGAAGAGGUGGUACUCAAACCAAUUCCUAAACCAUCGAAAGAAGAACCUCCCAAACCAGCUGAAGAACCAACCAUCGUUCUGCCCAAACCUACAGUUCAAGAGCCCGAGGAACCGAAACCGGCACCAUGGCGUCGUGGAAAGAAAGAACUUCCCAAAGAAGAAACGCCCAAGGAAGAAAUAACACUCAAACCAAUCCCGAAACGCGAAGAGCCCGAGCAAACGGUACAGGAAGAAAUCAUCCUGAAGCCAGUACCAGCUCAACAAGCAUUGAUAGAGGAAAUUCCGGCACCGCAUGAAUUACAACCCGUCCGUGAUGUGAAGAUCGAGGAGACUGUAACCAAAAAGACGAAGCGCAUCAAAAAGCAAAUCAUUAAACCAAUGUUCCCCGAGUCGGGUAUUGCCGAGGUGGAAGAAUCGGUGACGUUCGAGGAACCCGAAGAACCGGCGCAGGUUGCGGAAACGAUUGUAGACAUUGUUGCGGAGGAAGUUCUCGAUCUUAUCCCUGAUCUGGCACCACGCGAAACUGCUAAAAAGCGCAAGUCACGCAACAAAAAGCAUGUCGUCUUCAAGGAAGAGCUCAGCACGUUUGCAAUGGAACCAGAGGAGGAAGAGGAGCAGGAAGAGGAUGAAGCAGAGGUGGAGCAGGUGCAGGAGAUUUCGCGUUCCAGCAUAACGCUCACUCGUCCUGAUAGCAAACCGGCACCAGUGCCGGUAGAAGAAGUCAAGAUGGAAGAACAGACCACCGAGUUCCGCAAAGAGAUGGAGGUGCGCGUGCAAUCCAACAUUGUCAAGAAGGAAAAGAAGCGCCGUGUCUUUAUUGACGACAGUCAACCGCUUCCUGAGUUGGAAAUCAUUACGCAGAAACGCGUCCAAGAAGUCACGGACAAGAUCGCCGAGGAAAGCGUACGAGAGGAUCGUCAACUGAUCGAAACAACGCAACAACAAAUUUCCGAGACGAAGAUUCAGGAGCAAACAGUGAAGAUCAGCAAACCAAAGGUACAACCGCCAAACAUUGUGGAGAAGCUGCAGCCACAGAUCUGUGAGCCAGACAAGCCGGUUCUGCUACGAUGCCGCAUCGAGGGAGUUCCAUUCCCAACGGUGCAGUGGUACUUUAAUGACACGGUACUGUUUGCCAGCUCCGAGUACAUCAUGAAUGUGGUGGAAGAUGUGGCCACACUGGAAAUUGCCACCGUGCAGCCUUACCACGUCGGUAUCUACACCUGCGAGGCGAAGAACGUCGCCGGAGUGGCUAUCAGCAAGGCAAACAUUGUCGUGCAGGAGAAGCCCGAGCACGGCGAGGCACCUCGGUUUGUAGUGCCGCUAAAGAUCGAGCUAAAUGAACAGAAAACGGUCGCCACAGUCACCUGUCAGGUGGCGGGCAUUCCCACUCCCAAGGUGCGCUGGUUGCGUGACGAGAUUGAGAUAAUCGAGGAGGAGGAAGAAGAGAUCGAAACAUACUACGAAGAACGCACCGGACACGUGCGACUGACCGUCAAGCAUCCAAAGCAGAACGUACCGGUGGUGUUCACUGUCGUAGCAGAGAACAAGUUCGGCAAAGCAGUUGGCAAAGCGAACGUGUACAUUCAAUCGGUAGUGAUGGAACGAGCCAAACCAUCCGCCGUUGCGCCACAGAUCGUGCAGCCGCUAGAAGCACAGGUGGUUCGUACCGGAAGUACGCUUGUUUUCGAGUGUCGGUACACUGGACAACCAAAGCCUACGGUGAAGUGGUUCCGCAACAGUAAGGAAAUCGUCGAAGAGGAAGAAGAAGUCAUCAUUACGACGGAAGAGUACUACAGCCGGCUGGAGAUUCGCCGUGUGACCCGCCAAAGAGGUGGCAAAUACGAGAUUACGGUCACGAACGAAGCAGGACAGGCUAAAUCGUCCGCCUCGGUUGCCAUCUCGGACGCUACCGAUACGGAUGAGGCUAAGGCACCGCGCUUCAUCGAACCACUGGUGCCGAAGCUGAUCGCCGAGGCCGAGGUGUGCAUACUGGAGGCGUCGGUCGAGAGUUACCCAACGUCUACGUUCCAGUGGUUCAAGGAGGGUGCGGCGAUCAAGUCGACCAACGAGCAGCGCAUCGUCACGAAGGAGAACCGCUCGAUACUGAUCAUCGAGUCGUUCACCCGCCGGGACACGGGUGCGUACACGUGCCGGGCGGAGAAUGUGGCCGGUUCGGUAACUUCCACUGCGACCGUCCAAACGCUGGACACCAUUGAAACCGAGGAGGUUACCGAAUACAUAUCACCGCGGUUUUUGGAAACAAUCAAACCGACGCGUGUUAUGGAUGGAGAGCGCUUAACGCUUGAGUGCCAGGUUGUGGCGAUGCCGCUGCCGAAGGUCCACUGGUACCACAAUGCGCAGCUGAUCCAGGAAACGAAGGACAAACAGGUGCAGCAGGACUCUACCGGGCGCUGUGUGCUCUCGAUCAGCGAGGUAUUCCCGGAGGAUAAGGGUGAGUAUACGUGCGUGGCCACCAACAAGAUCGGCGAGGCCAUUUGCCGCGCCACGGUCAACGUGGAGCCUUUCGAGUACGUGCCAGACUCGGAGCAGUUCCGUAGCUCAGAAGAGGAUUUGUUGACGGAUAAGUCUAUUUCAACACUCGAAGAGUAUGCGGAACCGAUCGAGUAUGCGCCGCAGAUAGUGAAACAACUGCCCACGAUCAUACACUCGCAGGAGCGCGAGUUGACUAAGCUGGAGGUGAAAGUACUUGCCCAUCCGAAGCCACAGAUACGUUGGCUAAAGGCCGGCGAGGAAAUCAUCCCAUCGGACGAGUUCCAGAUUGAAAACUUUGACGAUGGCACGUCGAUACUCAUCAUCAAUGACAUCUACCCGGACGAUUCUGGGGAGAUUACCUUCGAAGCGCACAACGCACUCGGCGUGGCCAUGACAACUACGGAGCUAGUUGUAGAAGAAAUUGUCGGAACCAAAGCGUAUCGCAAACCAGAAUGGGUACAGCACAUGGAGGAACUAAAGGAGGCACUGCAAGAAACACCCGAUCUCAGAGAAGACGCCCAUCAUAGCACCGGCAGCCAUACUGCGAUUGCCACCACAACUAUCACCACGAACAACACCACUGUCACGAAGAAAAAACACAAGAAACUUCGCUCCGACAAACGGCAGCAGCACAAACACGAAGACGAGACAGAGAUUGUCGACAGUGAAGAGUCGAUCGAGGAGCGCAGGCGCCUAACGCAGCAACGUCGCAGACAGCCCCUCCAACCGCUGCGGCCUCUGCUGCCAAGCGAGGAGCAGGUGCAGGAAGAGUUGGCCCCCGAUUUUCUUACCUCGCCCGUCCGGGAAGCGCACAGCCUCCCGCUGGAGGUGGCGUCCGUGACGAGCGAGUCGACCGUGCUGAGUCAGGUGUCGAAUCUGGUCGAGCCUGACACGGCCACCGGCACUAGUGCUACUGUCAAGGUCGUGCCGGAAACGGCCCUGGUAACUGAGGAGAUCUUUUUGUCCGAGCGUGAGUCCGACACGAUGCUGCCGGACAGUGCGCGCCUGGCAGCCAGUCCGCACUACAAGCUGUUCGGUGUGAAUGAGCCGGUUCAGGUUUCCGAGGUGAGUCCGCAGGAAAGCUCGUUCGAUCGAAGCCCGCAAACGAUGCCCCAGCAAGCGUCGGCUACGGCCGAUUUCGCACCCGUACAAUCGCUCAUCGUGAGCGAGUCCACAGCACAAGACUCGACCGCUGUUUUGGAACAGGUGGUCGAAACUGUAGGCAGCGCCACCUUACAGCUGCUGACGCACGAUGCAACGAUCGUGCAGGAAACGGUGUCCUCACAGUCGGAGCGUGAGUUGUCGAUUUUGCAACGCCCAACGCCUAGCCAUGCCCACACGAACGUACUAUCGAAGGAGUCGCUUCAGGUGACGGAAGUAAACCGCAUCGAAAAGGAAGAAACGUUUGACGGUCACAUGAAACUGCCCACCGUACAACCACACUACCAGAUACUACCGUCGGAAUCCAUUCAGACGGAAGAGACCAUCACUCAGGACGCACCGAGUCGUUACUAUCCUGAGCUGGUGGUUCCGACGGAAAGUGCCCGUCCAGCAAUCGUGGAACAGAAAUCGUACACGACGGAGGUUAUGAAUGCUCCGGAAAAGGAGGACACAUAUCAGCCAGGACGUUUGCCUCCGCAGCAGUGGGCCGAUGUGGAGCUCCUAACCAAGGAACCAUUGUCCGUUACGGCACAACAGGUUGGAGAGUCUGAGGUGGAGUUUUCAGCAACACCGAAGAUGAGCUCCUACCAAGCCACUGGCUCUGUGACAAUGUUCGAAAACCAACUCACAACGCAACUGGUUAAUGAUAAUAUCACCGCCCAAGACUUCCAGGCUCAGCCGUUCGAGUCCAAACGAGCGAACGUAGAGUUCCUGGAGCGAACGUGUGUUUCGGUGUCGAAGGUACUAAGCAACGAAGCGGAAGCAUCGCUUGCACCGUUUGAAGUGACGGACAGUGCGAUGGCACAGACCACUCUUACGGCACUCAAACCCGUAAGCGAAUCCACGCUGCCAUUUAUCCACGAGAAGGAAACCCUCCAUCAAGGAGCUCCUCGGCCGAACGAAGCGAUUGCUGCGACACUGCUCGAACCUAUCGAAAAUCUUGCAAUCACCGAGGUGGAGACAGCUGAUACGGCAGGAAGAUUCUCACCGGAAGCCAUCGUCGACCGUUCCGAGCAGGCAUCGACCAGCUUUGUUCCAAUCCAAUCACACUCCGUUACGACGGUAGAUGCAAAUGAGAAGGAAGCUGACCUACUCGCUAAAGCUGCUGCACCUUCGGCAUAUGCCGAGCAGCAGCUUAACCUGCAGCAUCAGCUAGAGGUUGUGCAGCAUGAAACGGCCGAACGGGAAUUUACCUUCCAACCGUACGCUAUGCCGCAAGAUCAAACACUAAAACCGACGCCAACCGAUAGUCUGAAGUCGGUGUUGGUGCAGGAAACGAUCGCCAAUGUAUCUGCGGCUGAGCUGCUCCAAACUACCCCAACGUCCCAGCUGGCACGUCUAGUUGGGGCCGGUGAACAUGAUGAAAAGAUUGUUUCCGAAAUCACCAUCUACGAGACGGUCCGGUCGCAGGAGGAAACAGUUCGACCGGAAGAGAAGACGGCCGAACUGCAGCUGCCCAGUCUGGCCAGCGAGCUCAUUGUGACGGAGGUCGUUAGUGGUCAGAUGGCGAACGAAGAAUGUAAACUGCAGGAGCUGGCCAAGGAUCAAACGAUCAAACCAAUCCCGACGCAUUCGCUCAAGACGGUACUGGUGGAGGAAACGGUUGCCAGUGAAGGAACAGACCGGCUAGACAUUCAACAAACGCAAGAUAUCACGCAAGCCUACGUCAAAGGUGAUGAGCUGGAGGAAACGAUCGUAUCUGAGGCGAUGAUACUGGAGGGCACACAACAGUACACCGUGCCUGAUGCUCCUGCCCAAAAAUUGGCCACCGCGAACGUUGAACGUCCUGUUGAAGGCUUAACCGUGACGGAGAUAGUUUCGGAGCAGCGGGAACAGGAAGAAAUCAUACAACCUGUGAAAGAUCGCUCCGCAAAGCCGGUCCCGACGGAAGCGCUCAAGUCAGUGCUCAUCGAAGAAGUGCAACUGUCUAGCCACACUGAAACACUGGCAGCUGAUGAAACACACGCUUCUGAAGCAAUCGUUAAGAUUGGAGACGCACUUGAGCAGACGACCGUACAGGAGAUGGUUAUCCUGGAAGAUGUAAACAAUCUUAAAGAGGACAGUAAACCUGAGCAGAAACAAGCCGAAACACUGUUACAACCUAGCACCGAACUUACCAUCACCGAAGUCGUCGCCGAGGAUCGCGAGCGAGAAGGUUUCGAUGUGGCCGAAAUUGCCAAAGACCAUACGGCUCGCUCUGUACCGACGCACACGCUCAAAUCCGUACAGGUGGAGACAACAGAAGCGGUCGACUCGGUCACCAGCAUCGUGGCUCCUGCCGUUGUCGAGUCACUUGCCACCAUGCAGCGUGACCAGCUGGAAGAGAAGAUUGUAAGUGAGCAACUUGUGCUGGAAGCGGUGAAUCAGUAUGAACGAGAAAAUGUCGCCAUGCGCCAGGCCGUCCCAGCGCUCGAACCGAACAGUGAGCUUACGGUAACGGAAGUGAUAGUUGAGCAGAAGGAACAGGAAAAGGUAGACGAGCUGGCAGUGAAAGAUGCACACGCUCACUCCCUACCCACGCAUAUGCUCAAAUCGGUUACAGUGGAGCAGGUUGAAGCUUCGGAAAGCCUUACCAGGAUAGAACAAACCGUACCGGUUGAAACCCUGGCCAGUGUUCGUAGCGAUCAGCUCGAGCAAACAAUGGUCUCUGAAAUGAUCGCUUACGAAGCCACCGCUGGCAUGGUUGAGGAGGUUAAACCGACCGAAAAGUUGGCUGAUUUAACAGUGAUUCCCAUCAACGAGCUACUCGUCAGUGAAACCGUUGCCGAGCAGAAGGAAAGAGAAGGAUUCAAUGUGGCAAAGAUCGCUCAGGAUUAUGUUGCCAAACAGGUACCGACGCAUUCGCUCAAAUCGGUCCAAGUAGAGGAAACGUUUGCGAGUGAAGACGCAUCUCAGCUUAGUCAAGCAUUGGCCAGCGAGACGAAAGCAACGACCCAGAACGACGAGCUAGAACAAACGACCGUUUCCGAAACGUUUGUCUUCGAAGAGACGCCAGCACUUGAAGCUACUCCCAAACCGACACCCAAAUCAGCAGAAUCGCUUUAUGAGCCACAGAUUGGCGUAAUUGUUACAGAGAUCAACGUCGGACAGAAGGAGUGCGAUGGCUUCAGUGUGGCGGAGCUCGCACAAGACCACACGGCCACAGCUGUUGCUGGUCAUGCAUUAAAGACGGUAAUGGUUGAAGAAAUCACCGCAUCCGACACGAUUGAUCAGCUUAAAUCGCCCCAGCAGCUGCUCAGCUCGGCUUCGGUGCGUAGCGAACAGUUCGAACAAACCACCGUCCAGGAGACGACUGUGUACGAAGGCUCACAGCAGCUGCCGGUGGAUGAGAUGCCUGCAGCCAAAUCAGCCGAUCGGUCCUUCAUCCCCAACGCGGAACUGAUCGUGACCGAGAUCGUAAGCGAACAGAAAGAACGCGAAGGCUACAAUGUGGCUGAACUGGCGCGCGAUCACACAGCCACGACAACCAUGACCACACACUCGCUCAAAUCGAUUACGAUCCAAGAGACACUUCCGGAGGAAAGAGUUGACAAGCUUCGGCAUGAUCAGACAGCAGAAGCUACCUCUGCCGCCGUCACGGACGACAAGUUAGAGGAGACGAUUGUGCGUGAAGCAUUCGUUCUGGAGACGAUCGAUAACUACACGAUGGAGUUUACGCCGUCGGAAAAGCAAGCACUACCAAACAUCACUCCCAUGACGGAGUUGCACGUGACGGAGGUAAUUGUGGAGCAGAAGGAAAAGGACGGCUACUCGAUACAGGAUAUCGCACAAGAGCAUGUCGUCAAAAUGCUUCCCUCGCAUACGCUCAAAUCGGUCAUCGUGGAGGAGGUGCAGACAUCGGACGUGGUGGGUGAUGUGGAACAGCUACGGUCCAUCCCACUCACGGUAAGCGUUCGCAAAGAGCAGUUUGAAUCACAAACCGUCACCGAGCAGCUCAUUCUCGAAGGUUUCGAGAAGCUGGAUGAACAGCAAAAACCGACACACAAAUCAGCCACCUCCAAUAUUGAAGCCAGCAGUGAGCUACUCGUGAUGGAGGUCAUUACGGAGCAGAAAGAGCAAGAAGGAUACGAUGUGCAGCAGAUAGCAAGCAACUACAACGCUAAAGAGGUUCCAUCGCACACGUUGCGAUCAGUACAGAUAGAGGAAACACUGCCAAUGGACGAUGUCAAGCAAUUCGUAGAUACACCACACACCUCCCAUGCCAAACCGCUGACGGACGAGAUCGAGGAACGAGUCAUCGCCGAAACGGUUGUGCUGGAAAACGUUGCUAACCUGGAACAAGUGUCCCAGCCGGAGUCAAAGCACGCGGAAAAGGUGUUGCCGAGUCAGACGGAACUUCACGUAACGGAGGUAAUUGUGGAGCAGAAGGAGAAUGACGGAUACAGCGUGUCCGAUUUGAUAGUACAGCAGUCGGCGAAAACGAUCCCUACCGAGCCACUGAAAUCGAUCACCGUGGAGGAAGUGAUUCUGUCCAGUGGAACAGAAAACAUUGAAGCUAAGGAAACAGCAUCCUCCACCCUUGCCUCCGUACGUAGUGACGAACAUCAGGAAACGACCAUUUCCGAGCAGGUCGUGCUCGAAGCAACAGAUCGUUUCGAACAACAAACUGUCCCGGAAGGAAAAACAGCAUCCUCCUCGAUGCAACCUCGCGAAGAGCUAGUCGUUACGGAGGUUGUAUGCGAACAGAAGGAAUCGGAAGGGUUCGAUGUGCAGCAAAUUGCCAGCGGCUACUCCGCCCAGGUUGUUCCAUCGCAGAUACUCAAGUCAGUGGCGGUGGAACAAGUUCAAACGGUUGAAAUGCACGGUGUGAUGAAGGAGGAAUUAACUGUUGCCAGCGAGAACCGUGCGUUGGUUAACGAAUCUGAACACGAACAAAAAACCAUACAAGAAACCAUGGUGUACGAGAUGCUGUCUGAGAAACCGACCGAUCAAACACCCGAGCAAAAGCUCGCCAACAUUGACGUUCAGCCGGUGCAGGAACUCAUCGUAACGGAGGUGAUUGCCGAGCAGAAAGAAAGGGAGGGCUUCGAUGUGCAUGAAAUUGCAAAGGACUACACAGCUCACCCAACUACAGCCGGUUUGCACAAAUCGAUCGCAAUUCAAGAGGUGCACUCUUCGGACGCUCUGGAAGAGCUCGACGCAGCUGUAGCUACUGCCACGGCGACUCCCCAAACGGACAACCUGCAAGAAACGGUCGAGUCAGAAACGACAGUGCUUGAAGCGGCCACCACUCUGGUGCCUGACGAUCAUCCGGCAGGGAGAACGGCUGCCACUGCUGUGCUGCCAAACGUAGAGCUGCAGGUGUUGGAAGUUGUGGUUGAGCAGCGAGAAAAAGAGGGUUACGAUGUGAAAUCAAUUGCUAAAGAUUUCCACGCACAAGCCCUUGCAGAAGCUGAACCGAUGAAAUCUGUCAUUGUAGAAGAAGUUCAGGUGAGUCAAGAUGCAACGGAGCUGCCUUCCAGUCCUGCUCAAAAGCAAGCGGCAACUUCGACCAAAGACCAGUACGAACAGACGAUCGUAAGCGAAACAGUCGUGUACGAGGAUCUAGCACAACAGCAAGAGCGUCUAACGCCGGAAGAACAUCGAGCAACGACGAGCCUGGAUGCCGUAACAGGAGUUACCAUCACCGAAGUUAUCACCGAACAAAAAGCCAAGGAAGGUGUUGAGAUAACAGAGAUCGAUAGUCAAAAGGCGAAACUGGUGCCGAGUGAUGCUCUGAAAUCGCUUACAGUGGAGCAAGUGGACACACUGCAGAGUGUGGUGGAUGCACCGCAAGGACAAGUACCCAAGACGAAGGCACUUGUCAAGUCCGAUACCAUCGACGAAACGACGGUGAUCGAAACGAUGGUGUUUGAAAACACGUCCGAAUACAAGCAACAGCUCGAACUAACGCAACAAACGGCCAAGACACUCGCGGAUGAAGACACCAAGAAAUCACUUCUGGUGCAGGAGGUAUUAACGUUGCAAGAGUCAAAGACGCUACCAGCCGACGGCACCAAGCCGGUUGAAGCUAGCUUUACGCCCGAUCAAUUGCUACAGACUACGGUGGAGCAGACGACCGUGUACGAGGGAACGGAACAGUUUUCGUCCACGCUAACGAUGGACAAAAAGUAUCCCACGUUCGACAUGCAAGGGCUUGAGCUUCCACUUCAAAGUACGGUGGAUGUAUCAGAUGCUGUGAGUGAAUUGACACCGCAUCGCGAGCCCACAACUAGUGUUAAGCCUAGUCUUACAGAACAGCUUCCUGCGGCUUCCACCACGGAAACCGUGAGCCAGGACUCGUACGAUAAACUGUCCACACCGAAAGAAACCACCACGCAACAGGCACAGCGCACGGUAUCGAAUUUGUUCGUUUCGACCACGACCGAAACGGUGCUAGGGGAAGGGCUAGAUAGGGCCGAUUUCAGUCUGCGGUCAGAAACCCAAACGGCGUCGAUGAAGUUUACCGAUAUGACGGUUGUACCCCUGCAAUCUGAACUGCUCACAUCCGACACGGCACAGCUACUCGAAGAGACCGUGCAGCCACAUCACACUGGCCACAAAACACGUACCACUACAUCACAGAGCAGACAGAUCACUAGUCAAGCCACACAUCAGGAAGAACAAAUCAUACACACAGAAGAUACACAAAACAUACACAUUCAAAAACGAAAACAAUCCAUGCCGGAAGAAGUGCGCGUCUCACAAAAAGUCAUUGAACAGGGAAAAACGAAAAUACAAGUAAUGAAAAAGCGAGUGGUGAAACAGAGCAUCGAUGGAAAAGAGCAGCUCACAGAAAUUGUCACAAUCCAGGAAAAUGAUCAAGCGCCCAUCACAACUGUCACUGUAAGUGCAACGAAACUUCCGGAGCAAGAAGCCAUCGAAAUCUCACUGGAUAACCAGCAACAAACGGACGCAUCACAAAUUGUGCAGCCGAUUGAGGAAACAACGAUCGAAGAGCAUCCAGAAGUCGUAGAAGAAGUCAGAUCUGACACCGGUGUAGUCAAGAAGACGGUCGUUAAGAAAAAGAUCAUCAAGAAGCGUGUUGGGCCCAAGGAAGAGGUCACUGAGGAAGUUGCCGUAGAGGAAGAUGGAAAACAGCCUGAGACAACUGUCACAGUCAGCGAGCAUGAGGUUCCAUAUGAGGUUACAGAGCCUUUCGAGGAGGAGCGCAAGCCUCUCGAAGCUGUUGUGGAUGAGUAUCCAGAGCCAAUGCAGGCAACGCUUAAGACGAAGACUACCAAGAUCGUCAAGAAGAAGGUCAAGAAGAUCAAGCAAGGCGAGCCCAGCUCCGAAGAAGUUCCUCAGGAAGAGGUAGACGAGUUGGUCCUCGAACAGACUCCCAUCGAGCAACCAGUUAUUGAGGAGCUCCCAGAGCAUGUUGAGGUCGUUGAGACCAUCACUAAGGAAGGAAAGUCCAAGAAGCACGUCACCAAAACCAAGGUCAUCAAGAAGAAGACGGCCGGAAAGGUCGAGGAGGUCAAGAUUGUGACUGUGCAAGAAGACGAUCAAGUACCCGAGACCACGGUCACCAUGACUGAGGAGGAGACGGCUCCUGAAACAGUUCCAACCGUGUCUGAGGAGACUCCGUCGGUUGAAGUCCUCAAACCUAAGAAAAAGAAGAUCAAAACCAUCAAGAAGAAGGGAGAGGAUACGACAACUAUUGUUCAGAAGCUGCUUAAGCUCGAAGUCACUAGCACAGAACUGCAACCGUACGAACACGUCGACGGAACAGCGCCUAAACUGGACAUCAUACCUCAGACUGCUGUAGAAGCUCUUGAAAUUGAGGAGCUUCCUGAAGAGGUCAAGGUUACCGAAGUCGUCAACAAAACUGGUCAAACCAAAAAGCAAGUCACGAAAAAGAAGACCAUCAAGAAACGUGUCGGGCAAAAGGAGGAGCAUAUCGAGGUAGUCACUGUUCAACAAGACGACAUGGCUCCGGAAACCACCAUCACUGUAACCGAGGAAGAAACUCCCGAGCUCAAACCAGUUGAUGACAAGCCUAAGCCCAAGAAGAAGAAGGUCAAGACCAUCAAGACUACUGACGACUCUGACGAUAUCAUUGAGCGUCUUCUCAACCUGGAAGUGCACAAAACUGAGCUUGAACAGUACGAGAAGAUCGAUGUCGAUAUGCCGAAGCGCUUGCGACCGGUUGAGGAAACAACGAUCGAAGAGUAUCCAGAAGUCGUAGAAGAAGUCAGAUCUGACACCGGUGUAAUCAAGAAGAAGGUCAUUAAGAAAAAGAUCAUCAAGAAGCGUGUUGGGCCCAAGGAAAAGGUCACUGAGGAAGUUACCGUAGAGGAAGAUGGAAAACAGCCUGAGACAACUGUCACAGUCACCGAGCAUGAGGUUCCAUAUGAGGUUACAGAGCCUUUCGAGGAGGAGCGCAAGCCUCUAGAAGCUGUUGUGGAUGAGUAUCCAGAGCCAAUGCAGGCAACGCUUAAGACGAAGACUACCAAGAUCGUCAAGAAGAAGGUCAAGAAGAUCAAGCAAGGCGAGCCCAGCUCCGAAGAAGUUCCUCAGGAAGAGGUAGACGAGUUGGUCCUCGAACAGACUCCCAUGGAGCAACCAGUUAUUGAGGAGCUCCCAGAGCAUGUUGAGGUCGUUGAGACCAUCACUAAGGAAGGGAAGCCCAAGAAGCACGUCACCAAAACCAAGGUCAUCAAGAAGAAGACGGCCGGAAAGGUCGAGGAGGUCAAGAUUGUGACUGUGCAAGAAGACGAUCAAGUACCCGAGACCACGGUCACCAUGACUGAGGAGGAGACGGCUCCUGAAACAGUUCCAACCGUGUCUGAGGAGACUCCGUCGGUUGAAGUCCUCAAACCUAAGAAAAAGAAGAUCAAAACCAUCAAGAAGAAGGGAGAGGAUACGACAACUAUUGUUCAGAAGCUGCUUAAGCUCGAAGUCACUAGCACAGAACUGCAACCGUACGAACACGUCGACGGAACAGCGCCUAAACUGGACAUCAUACCUCAGACUGCUGUAGAAGCUCUUGAAAUUGAGGAGCUUCCUGAAGAGGUCAAGGUCACCGAAGUCGUCACCAAAACUGGUCAAACCAAAAAGCAAGUCACGAAAAAGAAGACCAUCAAGAAACGUGUCGGGCAAAAGGAGGAGCAUAUCGAGGUACUCACUGUUCAACAAGACGACAUGGCUCCGGAAACCACCAUCACUGUAACCGAGGAAGAAACUCCCGAGCUCAAACCAGUUGAUGACAAGCCUAAGCCCAAGAAGAAGAAGGUCAAGACCAUCAAGACUACUGACGACUCUGACGAUAUCAUUGAGCGUCUUCUCAAUCUGGAAGUGCACAAAACUGAGCUUGAACAGUACGAGAAGAUCGAUGUCGAUAUGCCGAAGCGCUUGCGACCGGUUGAGGAAACAACGAUCGAAGAGCAUCCAGAAGUCGUAGAAGAAGUCAGAUCUGACACCGGUGUAGUCAAGAAGACGGUCGUUAAGAAAAAGAUCAUCAAGAAGCGUGUUGGGCCCAAGGAAGAGGUCACUGAGGAAGUUACCGUAGAGGAAGAUGGAAAACAGCCUGAGACAACUGUCACAGUCACCGAGCAUGAGGUUCCAUAUGAGGUUACAGAGCCUUUCGAGGAGGAGCGCAAGCCUCUCGAAGCUGUUGUGGAUGAGUAUCCAGAGCCAAUGCAGGCAACGCUUAAGACGAAGACUACCAAGAUCGUCAAGAAGAAGGUCAAGAAGAUCAAGCAAGGCGAGCCCAGCUCCGAAGAAGUUCCUCAGGAAGAGGUAGACGAGUUGGUCCUCGAACAGACUCCCAUGGAGCAACCAGUUAUUGAGGAGCUCCCAGAGCAUGUUGAGGUCGUUGAGACCAUCACUAAGGAAGGGAAGCCCAAGAAGCACGUCACCAAAACCAAGGUCAUCAAGAAGAAGACGGCCGGAAAGGUCGAGGAGGUCAAGAUUGUGACUGUGCAAGAAGACGAUCAAGUACCCGAGACCACGGUCACCAUGACUGAGGAGGAGACGGCUCCUGAAACAGUUCCAACCGUGUCUGAGGAGACUCCGUCGGUUGAAGUCCUCAAACCUAAGAAAAAGAAGAUCAAAACCAUCAAGAAGAAGGGAGAGGAUACGACAACUAUUGUUCAGAAGCUGCUUAAGCUCGAAGUCACUAGCACAGAACUGCAACCGUACGAACACGUCGACGGAACAGCGACUAAACUGGACAUCAUACCUCAGACUGCUGUAGAAGCUCUUGAAAUUGAGGAGCUUCCAGAAGAGGUCAAGGUCACCGAAGUCGUCACCAAAACUGGUCAAACUAAAAAGCAAGUCACGAAAAAGAAGACCAUCAAGAAACGUGUCGGGCAAAAGGAGGAGCAUAUCGAGGUAGUCACUGUUCAACAAGACGACAUGGCUCCGGAAACCACCAUCACUGUAACCGAGGAAGAAACUCCCGAGCUCAAACCAGUUGAUGACAAGCCUAAGCCCAAGAAGAAGAAGGUCAAGACCAUCAAGACUACUGACGACUCUGACGAUAUCAUUGAGCGUCUUCUCAACCUGGAAGUGCACAAAACUGAGCUUGAACUGUACGAGAAGAUCGAUGUCGAUAUGCCGAAGCGCUUGCGACCGGUUGAGGAAACAACGAUCGAAGAGCAUCCAGAAGUCGUAGAAGAAGUCAGAUCUGACACCGGUGUAGUCAAGAAGACGGUCGUUAAGAAAAAGAUCAUCAAGAAGCGUGUUGGGCCCAAGGAAGAGGUCACUGAGGAAGUUACCGUAGAGGAAGAUGGAAAACAGCCUGAGACAACUGUCACAGUCACCGAGCAUGAGGUUCCAUAUGAGGUUACAGAGCCUUUCGAGGAGGAGCGCAAGUCUCUCGAAGCUGUUGUGGAUGAGUAUCCAGAGCCAAUGCAGGCAACGCUUAAGACGAAGACUACCAAGAUCGUCAAGAAGAAGGUCAAGAAGAUCAAGCAAGGCGAGCCCAGCUCCGAAGAAGUUCCUCAGGAAGAGGUAGACGAGUUGGUCCUCGAACAGACUCCCAUGGAGCAACCAGUUAUUGAGGAGCUCCCAGAGCAUGUUGAGGUCGUUGAGACCAUCACUAAGGAAGGAAAGCCCAAGAAGCACGUCACCAAAACCAAGGUCAUCAAGAAGAAGACGGCCGGAAAGGUCGAGGAGGUCAAGAUUGUGACUGUGCAAGAAGACGAUCAAGUACCCGAGACCACGGUCACCAUGACUGAGGAGGAGACGGCUCCUGAAACAGUUCCAACCGUGUCUGAGGAGACUCCGUCGGUUGAAGUCCUCAAACCUAAGAAAAAGAAGAUCAAAACCAUCAAGAAGAAGGGAGAGGAUACGACAACUAUUGUUCAGAAGCUGCUUAAGCUCGAAGUCACUAGCACAGAACUACAACCGUACGAACACGUCGACGGAACAGCGCCUAAACUGGACAUCAUACCUCAGACUGCUGUAGAAGCUCUUGAAAUUGAGGAGCUUCCAGAAGAGGUCAUGGUCACCGAAGUCGUCACCAAAACUGGUCAAACCAAAAAGCAAGUCACGAAAAAGAAGACCAUCAAGAAACGUGUCGGGCAAAAGGAGGAGCAUAUCGAGGUACUCACUGUUCAACAAGACGAUAUGGCUCCGGAAACCACCAUCACUGUAAUCGAGGAAGAAACUCCCGAGCUCAAACCAGUUGAUGACAAGCCUAAGCCCAAGAAGAAGAAGGUCAAGACCAUCAAGACUACUGACGACUCUGACGAUAUCAUUGAGCGUCUUCUCAACCUGGAAGUGCACAAAACUGAGCUUGAACAGUACGAGAAGCUCGAUGUCGAUAUGCCGAAGCGCUUGCGACCGGUUGAGGAAACAACGAUCGAAGAGCAUCCAGAAGUCGUAGAAGAAGUCAGAUCUGACACCGGUGUAGUCAAGAAGACAGUCGUUAAGAAAAAGAUCAUCAAGAAGCGUGUUGGGCCCAAGGAAGAGGUCACUGAGGAAGUUACCGUAGAGGAAGAUGGAAAACAGCCUGAGACAACUGUCACAGUCACCGAGCAUGAGGUUCCAUAUGAGGUUACAGAGCCUUUCGAGGAGGAGCGCAAGCCUCUCGAAGCUGUUGUGGAUGAGUAUCCAGAGCCAAUGCAGGCAACGCUUAAGACGAAGACUACCAAGAUCGUCAAGAAGAAGGUCAAGAAGAUCAAGCAAGGCGAGCCCAGCUCCGAAGAAGUUCCUCAGGAAGAGGUAGACGAGUUGGUCCUCGAACAGACUCCCAUGGAGCAACCAGUUAUUGAGGAGCUCCCAGAGCAUGUUGAGGUCGUUGAGACCAUCACUAAGGAAGGGAAGCCCAAGAAGCACGUCACCAAAACCAAGGUCAUCAAGAAGAAGACGGCCGGAAAGGUCGAGGAGGUCAAGAUUGUGACUGUGCAAGAAGACGAUCAAGUACCCGAGACCACGGUCACCAUGACUGAGGAGGAGACGGCUCCUGAAACAGUUCCAACCGUGUCUGAGGAGACUCCGUCGGUUGAAGUCCUCAAACCUAAGAAAAAGAAGAUCAAAACCAUCAAGAAGAAGGGAGAGGAUACGACAACUAUUGUUCAGAAGCUGCUUAAGCUCGAAGUCACUAGCACAGAACUGCAACCGUACGAACACGUCGACGGAACAGCGCCUAAACUGGACAUCAUACCUCAGACUGCUGUAGAAGCUCUUGAAAUUGAGGAGCUUCCAGAAGAGGUCAAGGUCACCGAAGUCGUCACCAAAACUGGUCAAACUAAAAAGCAAGUCACGAAAAAGAAGACCAUCAAGAAACGUGUCGGGCAAAAGGAGGAGCAUAUCGAAGUAGUCACUGUUCAACAAGACGACAUGGCUCCGGAAACCACCAUCACUGUAACCGAGGAAGAAACUCCCGAGCUCAAACCAGUUGAUGACAAGCCUAAGCCCAAGAAGAAGAAGGUCAAGACCAUCAAGACUACUGACGACUCUGACGAUAUCAUUGAGCGUCUUCUCAACCUGGAAGUGCACAAAACUGAGCUUGAACAGUACGAGAAGAUCGAUGUCGAUAUGCCGAAGCGCUUGCGACCGGUUGAGGAAACAACGAUCGAAGAGCAUCCAGAAGUCGUAGAAGAAGUCAGAUCUGACACCGGUGUAGUCAAGAAGACGGUCGUUAAGAAAAAGAUCAUCAAGAAGCGUGUUGGGCCCAAGGAAGAGGUCACUGAGGAAGUUACCGUAGAGGAAGAUGGAAAACAGCCUGAGACAACUGUCACAGUCACCGAGCAUGAGGUUCCAUAUGAGGUUACAGAGCCUUUCGAGGAGGAGCGCAAGCCUCUCGAAGCUGUUGUGGAUGAGUAUCCAGAGCCAAUGCAGGCAACGCUUAAGACGAAGACUACCAAGAUCGUCAAGAAGAAGGUCAAGAAGAUCAAGCAAGGCGAGCCCAGCUCCGAAGAAGUUCCUCAGGAAGAGGUAGACGAGUUGGUCCUCGAACAGACUCCCAUGGAGCAACCAGUUAUUGAGGAGCUCCCAGAGCAUGUUGAGGUCGUUGAGACCAUCACUAAGGAAGGGAAGCCCAAGAAGCACGUCACCAAAACCAAGGUCAUCAAGAAGAAGACGGCCGGAAAGGUCGAGGAGGUCAAGAUUGUGACUGUGCAAGAAGACGAUCAAGUACCCGAGACCACGGUCACCAUGACUGAGGAGGAGACGGCUCCUGAAACAGUUCCAACCGUGUCUGAGGAGACUCCGUCGGUUGAAGUCCUCAAACCUAAGAAAAAGAAGAUCAAAACCAUCAAGAAGAAGGGGGAGGAUACGACAACUAUUGUUCAGAAGCUGCUUAAGCUCGAAGUCACUAGCACAGAACUGCAACCGUACGAACACGUCGACGGAACAGCGCCUAAACUGGACAUCAUACCUCAGACUGCUGUAGAAGCCCUUGAAAUUGAGGAGCUUCCAGAAGAGGUCAAGGUCACCGAAGUCGUCACCAAAACUGGUCAAACUAAAAAGCAAGUCACGAAAAAGAAGACCAUCAAGAAACGUGUCGGGCAAAAGGAGGAGCAUAUCGAGGUAGUCACUGUUCAACAAGACGACAUGGCUCCGGAAACCACCAUCACUGUAACCGAGGAAGAAACUCCCGAACUCAAACCAGUUGAUGACAAGCCUAAGCCCAAGAAGAAGAAGGUCAAGACCAUCAAGACUACUGACGACUCUGACGAUAUCAUUGAGCGUCUUCUCAACCUGGAAGUGCACAAAACUGAGCUUGAACAGUACGAGAAGAUCGAUGUCGAUAUGCCGAAGCGCUUGCGACCGGUUGAGGAAACAACGAUCGAAGAGCAUCCAGAAGUCGUAGAAGAAGUCAGAUCUGACACCGGUGUAGUCAAGAAGACGGUCGUUAAGAAAAAGAUCAUCAAGAAGCGUGUUGGGCCCAAGGAAAAGGUCACUGAGGAAGUUACCGUAGAGGAAGAUGGAAAACAGCCUGAGACAACUGUCACAGUCACCGAGCAUGAGGUUCCAUAUGAGGUUACAGAGCCUUUCGAGGAGGAGCGCAAGCCUCUCGAAGCUGUUAUGGAUGAGUAUCCAGAGCCAAUGCAGUCAACGCUUAAGACGAAGACUACCAAGAUCGUCAAGAAGAAGGUCAAGAAGAUCAAGCAAGGCGAGCCCAGCUCCGAAGAAGUUCCUCAGGAAGAGGUAGACGAGUUGGUCCUCGAACAGACUCCCAUGGAGCAACCAGUUAUUGAGGAGCUCCCAGAGCAUGUUGAGGUCGUUGAGACCAUCAAUAAGGAAGGAAAGCCCAAGAAGCACGUCACCAAAACCAAGGUCAUCAAGAAGAAGACGGCCGGAAAGGUCGAGGAGGUCAAGAUUGUGACUGUGCAAGAAGACGAUCAAGUACCCGAGACCACGGUCACCAUGACUGAGGAAGAGACGGCUCCUGAAACAGUUCCAACCGUGUCUGAGGAGACUCCGUCUAUUGAAUUUGUGAAAACUAAGAAAAAGAAGAUCAAAACCAUCAAGAGGAAGGGCAAUGACACGGAUGAUAUUGUGCAGGAGCUUCUUAAGUUAAGUGCUCCUAUCUCUUCUGAGGAACCAUUCGAUCGGCCGACGAUCGAGGAACUAAUCCCUGCUCCAUGCGAGCUCCUGCAAGCCAUCAAGCCGAAACAAAAAGGAAAAUCUAAGAAGCAAACACACACUACCACUCCACAGCUUGAUACACAAGACACACACUCACAAUCACUUAUUCUACAUGAUACUGAGGAUGCCGAAACGCACGAACACACAUCUCCUGAAUACAUCACUACAUUUGAAACAUGUACAGACAACAACCAGACAUUCAUAAAGUCCAAAAACACAAAGAUCAUUAAGGAACAUGGGGCAGUAAUCGAAGAAACAUUCGAUGAUACCAUUACUCACACUAUUCCUCAAAUGCCAUCGGAAGUUCUGAUCGAAGAGAUUGAAGAAUCUGCACCACUACUCCAAAUCACACAACUCGAAGAAACACCUCAAAUCGUACAGGAAGUCUCCACAAAACAUAAACCCAAGAAGAAACAAACACAAACACAAGCAAACGAACAAACUGAGACUGUAACAGUUGAGCAAGUUCAACUGAUUCCAGGAGAAACAGAACAUACGGCCGAGAUGCGUACUGUAGUCACAAAGAGGGCUAAAUCGAAAAAGUCUAAGGUUACUGUUAUACAAGGGGUCACUGAAACUGUUGUUGUCGAAGAUGAAGACGUAGUUCCGCUUGAAACUCAACCGGCUCCUGCUCAUGAACAAGCCGUAAUUAUUUCUGAGCUUCCUGAGCAAAUAUCCGUGCAAGAAGUGAUCACUGCCACUGGAGAAGCCAAAAAGCAGAUCACAAAAAAGAAAACCAUCAAGAAACGUGUCGGGCAAAAGGAGGAGCAUAUCGAGGUAGUCACUGUUCAACAAGACGACAUGGCUCCGGAAACCACCAUCACUGUAACCGAGGAAGAAACUCCCGAGCUCAAACCAGUUGAUGACAAGCCUAAGCCCAAGAAGAAGAAGGUCAAGACCAUCAAGACUACUGACGACUCUGACGAUAUCAUUGAGCGUCUUCUCAACCUGGAAGUGCACAAAACUGAGCUUGAACAGUACGAAAAGAUCGAUGUCGAUAUGCCGAAGCGCUUGCGACCGGUUGAGGAAACAACGAUCGAAGAGCAUCCAGAAGUCGUAGAAGAAGUCAGAUCUGACACCGGUGUAGUCAAGAAGACGGUCGUUAAGAAAAAGAUCAUCAAGAAGCGUGUUGGGCCCAAGGAAGAGGUCACUGAGGAAGUUACCGUAGAGGAAGAUGGAAAACAGCCUGAGACAACUGUCACAGUCAGCGAGCAUGAGGUUCCAUAUGAGGUUACAGAGCCUUUCGAGGAGGAGCGCAAGCCUCUCGAAGCUGUUGUGGAUGAGUAUCCAGAGCCAAUGCAGGCAACGCUUAAGACGAAGACUACCAAGAUCGUCAAGAAGAAGGUCAAGAAGAUCAAGCAAGGCGAGCCCAGCUCCGAAGAAGUUCCUCAGGAAGAGGUAGACGAGUUGGUCCUCGAACAGACUCCCAUCGAGCAACCAGUUAUUGAGGAGCUCCCAGAGCAUGUUGAGGUCGUUGAGACCAUCACUAAGGAAGGAAAGCAGAAGCACGUCACCAAAACCAAGGUCAUCAAGAAGAAGACGGCCGGAAAGGUCGAGGAGGUCAAGAUUGUGACUGUGCAAGAAGACGAUCAAGUACCCGAGACCACGGUCACCAUGACUGAGAAGGAGACGGCUCCUGAAACAGUUCCAACCGUGUCUGAGGAGACUCCGUCGGUUGAAGUCCUCAAACCAAAGAAAAAGAAGAUCAAAACCAUCAAGAAGAAGGGAGAGGAUACGACAACUAUUGUUCAGAAGCUGCUUAAGCUCGAAGUCACUAGCACAGAACUGCAACCGUACGAACACGUCGACGGAACAGCGCCUAAACUGGACAUCAUACCUCAGACUGCUGUAGAAGCUCUUGAAAUUGAGGAGCUUCCAGAAGAGGUCAAGGUUACCGAAGUCGUCACCAAAACUGGUCAAACCAAAAAGCAAGUCACGAAAAAGAAGACCAUCAAGAAACGUGUCGGGCAAAAGGAAGAGCAUAUCGAGGUAGUCACUGUUCAACAAGACGACAUGGCUCCGGAAACCACCAUCACUGUAACCGAGGAAGAAACUCCCGAGCUCAAACCAGUUCAUGACAAGCCUAAGCCCAAGAAGAAGAAGGUCAAGACCAUCAAGACUACUGACGACUCUGACGAUAUCAUUGAGCGUCUUCUCAACCUGGAAGUGCACAAAACUGAGCUUGAACAGUACGAAAAGAUCGAUGUCGAUAUGCCGAAGCGCUUGCGACCGGUUGAGGAAACAACGAUCGAAGAGCAUCCAGAAGUCGUAGAAGAAGUCAGAUCUGACACCGGUGUAGUCAAGAAGACGGUCGUUAAGAAAAAGAUCAUCAAGAAGCGUGUUGGGCCCAAGGAAGAGGUCACUGAGGAAGUUACCGUAGAGGAAGAUGGAAAACAGCCUGAGACAACUGUCACAGUCAGCGAGCAUGAGGUUCCAUAUGAGGUUACAGAGCCUUUCGAGGAGGAGCGCAAGCCUCUCGAAGCUGUUGUGGAUGAGUAUCCAGAGCCAAUGCAGGCAACGCUUAAGACGAAGACUACCAAGAUCGUCAAGAAGAAGGUCAAGAAGAUCAAGCAAGGCGAGCCCAGCUCCGAAGAAGUUCCUCAGGAAGAGGUAGACGAGUUGGUCCUCGAACAGACUCCCAUCGAGCAACCAGUUAUUGAGGAGCUCCCAGAGCAUGUUGAGGUCGUUGAGACCAUCACUAAGGAAGGAAAGCCCAAGAAGCACGUCACCAAAACCAAGGUCAUCAAGAAGAAGACGGCCGGAAAGGUCGAGGAGGUCAAGAUUGUGACUGUGCAAGAAGACGAUCAAGUACCCGAGACCACGGUCACCAUGACUGAGGAGGAGACGGCUCCUGAAACAGUUCCAACCGUGUCUGAGGAGACUCCGUCGGUUGAAGUCCUCAAACCUAAGAAAAAGAAGAUCAAAACCAUCAAGAAGAAGGGAGAGGAUACGACAACUAUUGUUCAGAAGCUGCUUAAGCUCGAAGUCACUAGCACAGAACUGCAACCGUACGAACACGUCGACGGAACAGCGCCUAAACUGGACAUCAUACCUCAGACUGCUGUAGAAGCUCUUGAAAUUGAGGAGCUUCCAGAAGAGGUCAAGGUUACCGAAGUCGUCACCAAAACUGGUCAAACCAAAAAGCAAGUCACGAAAAAGAAGACCAUCAAGAAACGUGUCGGGCAAAAGGAAGAGCAUAUCGAGGUAGUCACUGUUCAACAAGACGACAUGGCUCCGGAAACCACCAUCACUGUAACCGAGGAAGAAACUCCCGAGCUCAAACCAGUUGAUGACAAGCCUAAGCCCAAGAAGAAGAAGGUCAAGACCAUCAAGACUACUGACGACUCUGACGAUAUCAUUGAGCGUCUUCUCAACCUGGAAGUGCACAAAACUGAGCUUGAACAGUACGAAAAGAUCGAUGUCGAUAUGCCGAAGCGCUUGCGACCGGUUGAGGAAACAACGAUCGAAGAGCAUCCAGAAGUCGUAGAAGAAGUCAGAUCUGACACCGGUGUAGUCAAGAAGACGGUCGUUAAGAAAAAGAUCAUCAAGAAGCGUGUUGGGCCCAAGGAAGAGGUCACUGAGGAAGUUACCGUAGAGGAAGAUGGAAAACAGCCUGAGACAACUGUCACAGUCACCGAGCAUGAGGUUCCAUAUGAGGUUACAGAGCCAUUCGAGGAGGAGCGCAAGCCUCUCGAAGCUGUUGUGGAUGAGUAUCCAGAUCCAAUGCAGGCAACGCUUAAGACGAAGACUACCAAGAUCGUCAAGAAGAAGGUCAAGAAGAUCAAGCAAGGCGAGCCCAGCUCCGAAGAAGUUCCUCAGGAAGAGGUAGACGAGUUGGUCCUCGAACAGACUCCCAUCGAGCAACCAGUUAUUGAGGAGCUCCCAGAGCAUGUUGAGGUCGUCGAGACCAUCACUAAGGAAGGGAAGCCCAAGAAGCACGUCACCAAAACCAAGGUCAUCAAGAAGAAGACGGCCGGAAAGGUCGAGGAGGUCAAGAUUGUGACUGUGCAAGAAGAUGAUCAAGUACCCGAGACCACGGUCACCAUGACUGAGGAGGAGACGGCUCCUGAAACAGUUCCAACCGUGUCUGAGGAGACUCCGUCGGUUGAAGUCCUCAAACCUAAGAAAAAGAAGAUCAAAACCAUCAAGAAGAAGGGAGAGGAUACGACAACUAUUGUUCAGAAGCUGCUUAAGCUCGAAGUCACUAGCACAGAACUGCAACCGUACGAACACGUCGACGGAACAGCGCCUAAACUGGACAUCAUACCUCAGACUGCUGUAGAAGCUCUUGAAAUUGAGGAGCUUCCAGAAGAGGUCAAGGUCACCGAAGUCGUCACCAAAACUGGUCAAACCAAAAAGCAAGUCACGAAAAAGAAGACCAUCAAGAAACGUGUCGGGCAAAAGGAGGAGCAUAUCGAGGUAGUCACUGUUCAACAAGACGACAUGGCUCCGGAAACCACCAUCACUGUAACCGAGGAAGAAACUCCCGAGCUCAAACCAGUUGAUGACAAGCCUAAGCCCAAGAAGAAGAAGGUCAAGACCAUCAAGACUACUGACGACUCUGACGAUAUCAUUGAGCGUCUUCUCAACCUGGAAGUGCACAAAACUGAGCUUGAACAGUACGAGAAGAUCGAUGUCGAUAUGCCGCAGCGCUUGCGACCGGUUGAGGAAACAACGAUCGAAGAGCAUCCAGAAGUCGUAGAAGAAGUCAGAUCUGACACCGGUGUAAUCAAGAAGACGGUCGUUAAGAAAAAGAUCAUCAAGAAGCGUGUUGGGCCCAAGGAAGAGGUCACUGAGGAAGUUACCGUAGAGGAAGAUGGAAAACAGCCUGAGACAACUGUCACAGUCACCGAGCAUGAGGUUCCAUAUGAGGUUACAGAGCCUUUCGAGGAGGAGCGCAAGCCUCUCGAAGCUGUUGUGGAUGAGUAUCCAGAGCCAAUGCAGGCAACGCUUAAGACGAAGACUACCAAGAUCGUCAAGAAGAAGGUCAAGAAGAUCAAGCAAGGCGAGCCCAGCUCCGAAGAAGUUCCUCAGGAAGAGGUAGACGAGUUGGUCCUCGAACAGACUCCCAUGGAGCAACCAGUUAUUGAGGAGCUCCCAGAGCAUGUUGAGGUCGUUGAGACCAUCAAUAAGGAAGGAAAGCCCAAGAAGCACGUCACCAAAACCAAGGUCAUCAAGAAGAAGACGGCCGGAAAGGUCGAGGAGGUCAAGAUUGUGACUGUGCAAGAAGACGAUCAAGUACCCGAGACCACGGUCACCAUGACUGAGGAGGAGACGGCUCCUGAAACAGUUCCAACCGUGUCUGAGGAGACUCCGUCGGUUGAAGUCCUCAAACCAAAGAAAAAGAAGAUCAAAACCAUCAAGAAGAAGGGAGAGGAUACGACAACUAUUGUUCAGAAGCUGCUUAAGCUCGAAGUCACUAGCACAGAACUGCAACCGUACGAACACGUCGACGGAACAGCGCCUAAACUGGACAUCAUACCUCAGACUGCUGUAGAAGCUCUUGAAAUUGAGGAGCUUCCAGAAGAGGUCAAGGUUACCGAAGUCGUCACCAAAACUGGUCAAACCAAAAAGCAAGUCACGAAAAAGAAGACCAUCAAGAAACGUGUCGGGCAAAAGGAGGAGCAUAUCGAGGUACUCACUGUUCAACAAGACGACAUGGCUCCGGAAACCACCAUCACUGUAACCGAGGAAGAAACUCCCGAGCUCAAACCAGUUGAUGACAAGCCUAAGCCCAAGAAGAAGAAGGUCAAGACCAUCAAGACUACUGACGACUCUGACGAUAUCAUUGAGCGUCUUCUCAACCUGGAAGUGCACAAAACUGAGCUUGAACAGUACGAAAAGAUCGAUGUCGAUAUGCCGAAGCGCUUGCGACCGGUUGAGGAAACAACGAUCGAAGAGCAUCCAGAAGUCGUAGAAGAAGUCAGAUCUGACACCGGUGUAGUCAAGAAGACGGUCGUUAAGAAAAAGAUCAUCAAGAAGCGUGUUGGGCCCAAGGAAGAGGUCACUGAGGAAGUUACCGUAGAGGAAGAUGGAAAACAGCCUGAGACAACUGUCACAGUCAGCGAGCAUGAGGUUCCAUAUGAGGUUACAGAGCCUUUCGAGGAGGAGCGCAAGCCUCUCGAAGCUGUUGUGGAUGAGUAUCCAGAGCCAAUGCAGUCAACGCUUAAGACGAAGACUACCAAGAUCGUCAAGAAGAAGGUCAAGAAGAUCAAGCAAGGCGAGCCCAGCUCCGAAGAAGUUCCUCAGGAAGAGGUAGACGAGUUGGUCCUCGAACAGACUCCCAUGGAGCAACCAGUUAUUGAGGAGCUCCCAGAGCAUGUUGAGGUCGUUGAGACCAUCAAUAAGGAAGGAAAGCCCAAGAAGCACGUCACCAAAACCAAGGUCAUCAAGAAGAAGACGGCCGGAAAGGUCGAGGAGGUCAAGAUUGUGACUGUGCAAGAAGACGAUCAAGUACCCGAGACCACGGUCACCAUGACUGAGGAAGAGACGGCUCCUGAAACAGUUCCAACCGUGUCUGAGGAGACUCCGUCUAUUGAAUUUGUGAAAACUAAGAAAAAGAAGAUCAAAACCAUCAAGAGGAAGGGCAAUGACACGGAUGAUAUUGUGCAGGAGCUUCUUAAGUUAAGUGCUCCUAUCUCUUCUGAGGAACCAUUCGAUCGGCCGACGAUCGAGGAACUAAUCCCUGCUCCAUGCGAGCUCCUGCAAGCCAUCAAGCCGAAACAAAAAGGAAAAUCUAAGAAGCAAACACACACUACCACUCCACAGCUUGAUACACAAGACACACACUCACAAUCACUUAUUCUACAUGAUACUGAGGAUGCCGAAACGCACGAACACACAUCUCCUGAAUACAUCACUACAUUUGAAACAUGUACAGACAACAACCAGACAUUCAUAAAGUCCAAAAACACAAAGAUCAUUAAGGAACAUGGGGCAGUAAUCGAAGAAACAUUCGAUGAUACCAUUACACACACUAUUCCUCAAAUGCCAUCGGAAGUUCUGAUCGAAGAGAUUGAAGAAUCUGCACCACUACUCCAAAUCACACAACUCGAAGAAACACCUCAAAUCGUACAGGAAGUCGCCACAAAACAUAAACCCAAGAAGAAACAAACACAAACACAAGCAAACGAACAAACUGAGACUGUAACAGUUGAGCAAGUUCAACUGAUUCCAGGAGAAACAGAACAUACGGCCGAGAUGCGUACUGUAGUCACAAAGAGGGCUAAAUCGAAAAAGUCUAAGGUUACUGUUAUACAAGGGGUCACUGAAACUGUUGUUGUCGAAGAUGAAGACGAAGUUCCGCUUGAAACUCAACCGGCUCCUGCUCAUGAACAAGCCGUAAUUAUUUCUGAGCUUCCUGAGCAAAUAUCCGUGCAAGAAGUGAUCACUGCCACUGGAGAAGCCAAAAAGCAGAUCACAAAAAAGAAAACCAUCAAGAAACGUGUCGGGCAAAAGGAGGAGCAUAUCGAGGUAGUCACUGUUCAACAAGACGACAUGGCUCCGGAAACCACCAUCACUGUAACCGAGGAAGAAACUCCCGAGCUCAAACCAGUUGAUGACAAGCCUAAGCCCAAGAAGAAGAAGGUCAAGACCAUCAAGACUACUGACGACUCUGACGAUAUCAUUGAGCGUCUUCUCAACCUGGAAGUGCACAAAACUGAGCUUGAACAGUACGAGAAGAUCGAUGUCGAUAUGCCGAAGCGCUUGCGACCGGUUGAGGAAACAACGAUCGAAGAGCAUCCAGAAGUCGUAGAAGAAGUCAGAUCUGACACCGGUGUAGUCAAGAAGACGGUCGUUAAGAAAAAGAUCAUCAAGAAGCGUGUUGGGCCCAAGGAAGAGGUCACUGAGGAAGUUACCGUAGAGGAAGAUGGAAAACAGCCUGAGACAACUGUCACAGUCACCGAGCAAGAGGUUCCAUAUGAGGUUACAGAGCCUUUCGAGGAGGAGCGCAAGCCUCUCGAAGCUGUUGUGGAUGAGUAUCCAGAGCCAAUGCAGGCAACGCUUAAGACGAAGACUACCAAGAUCGUCAAGAAGAAGGUCAAGAAGAUCAAGCAAGGCGAGCCCAGCUCCGAAGAAGUUCCUCAGGAAGAGGUAGACGAGUUGGUCCUCGAACAGACUCCCAUGGAGCAACCAGUUAUUGAGGAGCUCCCAGAGCAUGUUGAGGUCGUUGAGACCAUCACUAAGGAAGGAAAGCCCAAGAAACACGUCACCAAAACCAAGGUCAUCAAGAAGAAGACGGCCGGAAAGGUCGAGGAGGUCAAGAUUGUGACUGUGCAAGAAGACGAUCAAGUACCCGAGACCACGGUCACCAUGACUGAGGAGGAGACGGCUCUUGAAACAGUUCCAACCGUGUCUGAGGAGACUCCGUCGGUUGAAGUCCUCAAACCUAAGAAAAAGAAGAUCAAAACCAUCAAGAAGAAGGGCGAUGACACGGACGACAUUAUUCAAAGGCUUUUGAAUUUGGAAGUGAAAAAGACUGAACUAGAGCAAUAUGAAAAGAUUGAUGUGGAGUUCAAGAGUAAGACAAAGCACACGGAAGAACACGUGAUUGAAGAUCAGCCAGAGUUUGCCGAAGUUUCGGAUGUAUCUGUGCAGCGUGCAGUGAAGAAGAUUACCAAAACUAAAACCAUCAAACCCAAGCCGGCACCGGACGUUGAGCAAAAACCUUCCAUUGAAAUAGUCGAUGAAGAACAUGUACCAGAGCUUCCAGAAUCGAUCCAAGAACAGGAGGAAGCAUAUGAGCUAGCAGAAGAAUACGCGUACGAAAUGCCUCAAGAACAAAUUCCAGUUGUUGAGGAGCUUCCUGAAGAAAUCACGGUUAAUGAAGUGGUUACACUUAGUGGCAAGAUCAAAAAGCAAACUACUAAGAAACGUACUGUAAAGAAGACCAUUGGCGACAAGCAAGAGCUAGUCGAAGUAGUGACGGUUGAGGAAGAAGGCCAACAGCCCGAAACAACCAUAACUAUCACAGAAUCGGAAGAACAGCCAGAACUGCCAGCUACCAUUGAACAAAUGGAAGUUGAGUCUCCCAUUAAACCGAAAGAGCCUCGAAAGUUGAAAAAGAAGAAAGUAAAGUCGAUAAAGACUACGGACGAUGUGGAUGAUAUUAUCGAACGAUUGCUUAAUCUCGAGGUGAAGAAGACCGAACUGGAACGUUACGAACGCGUUGAAGUAGAGCUCAAGAAACGCCACAAAACGCUAGUGGAAGAAACCCUGCACAUGCCUGUAGCAGAGAUGGCUGUGCUGGAGGUGAUGGAGCUUCCCAAACCAGAAACUGUUCGCAAAACUUCCAUCACCACAGUUCCACAAGAACCGGAACAAACUAAGAAGGUUGUUAAGAAAAAGAAACCAACAUCUUUACCAGAAGCACAAGUUACAGAGGAACCGAUUCCGAUCCCUAGUGUAGCUGUGGAAGAAACCGUUGCUUCAGAAGAAACCACGGUAUUAGACGACAGUCUCAACGAAGAGCCAACAACGCCAAGUACGGCGAUUAUUAAAAAGAAAGUCACUAGAAAAUCUGUCCGCAAAGAACAACCCAUAGCAGCUGAAGAUGUGCCAUCUGAGCAACCUUCUGAGAAAGCAGAGGUACCAGAAACGGUUGUGAUGUUUGAAAGUGAUCUAACAGAAGUUGAUGUAGCUCGCGAAAUUUCAAUAGCAGUACCACAGUCACAGGAAGCUUUCGUUGAAGAGUACGACGAUUCAUUCUUAACAUACGAAGAGAAAUCGCUCAAGAAACUACAAGAAGAAAAGCUCAAAGCAGCUCCAGAGACGCAAGCCGAACCCAAGAAGGUUGAAAAGAAGGUUAAGAAAAAACCCAAGAAGGACAAGCCAUCUGAAGAAGACGAACAGCUGCAGCGCUUGUUGAACUUGGAGAUUGAAAAGACGCAACUAGAGCAAUACGAGAAGGUUGAGCUCGAAAGCAAACCCAAGCCAGAAAAGCUGAAACCAGUAUUGGUGCCUCAAAAAAUUGAGCGCAAAGAACAAAAAGCUCAAAAGAUGCUUAUCUCAGAGCCAGAAGAACAGCCACAAAUGGUACGGCUUCGAAAGGUUAAGGUACCGGAACGCAAGGAAAUAGAGGAAGUAGUCGUUCCCAAGGUACUGCUCAAGAGUCGCAUGAUCGCGGUGGAAUAUCCGCCAGAAGCGUUGCAACCGGUCAUUACCGAUCUGACACCCGUGAGAGCAAUUGGCGAGCUGUCGAGAAUUGAGGAAGAAGAAUCUGCUGAGAAGCUGAAAAAGAUUAAGAAGAUCAAAACUAGCAAGAGCAAGAAGCUGGAACUGGAAACGCCAGAAACGAUGGACUAUGAGGACGAAAAGCCAGAAAAGGAAGAGUUCGACCAGGAAGCUCACAGGUAUCAGCGUAAACCUAAAGAAAUCUCGGACGACAAACCGGAAGAGAAAACGCUCAAGCUAGGCAAGGGUAAGCUAAAGAAGGAUGAGGACGACAUUGAGCAGGUGAAGCUGAAGAAAACGCCCAAAAAGCCCAAAGAGGAAGAGCCGGAAGAGCAAAAGACCAUGACGAAGCCAAAGCAAAAACCAACAGAAGUCGAAACAGACGACAAGCAGCGUCAUGUCGAAAAGCCCGUCUAUAAACCCACUGACAUACCAGACUAUACGGUUGAUAUGGAGGAAUAUAAGGCUCCAGAACCAAUUCCAGACGAACCGGUGGAGGAAGCAAAGAAAAAGCCAAAGCCCAAGAGGAAACCGAAAACACCGGACGAAAAGGAAGAGGAACCGAAACCGUUGGUUAUGGGUAAGGGUAAGCCUAAACCGGAAGAGCCCGAGGAAGAUGUCAAGUUUAGAAUUCCUGUUGGUAAGAAAGAGGACGAGGAGCCAACCGAGAUCAAGUUGAAACCGUUCAAAAAGCCUGCUUCCAAAGAUGAAGAGCCAGCUAAAGAUGCUGAUAGAGAAAUGGCUCUCCCGGCUAGUGCUGAAAAGCCUCAGGAACCAGAAGUGGAAACUACUUCACCGCAAAAGGUCAAAAAGAUCAUAAAGAAAACUAAACCAAAACAGAAACCAGACGCACAGGAACAGCUGGACGAACCGGCCGAAGAAGAAACGCCCCAAUCGGUGCCUGACAUUGUUGAAGACGUUCCUGACAUUGUUCAUGCUGUAGUGCCGAAAACUAUCACCGAUGAGGAGUUCCAAAAGCCGGAAGAACUAGAUCUUACCCCACAGCCGCAGUUUGAUUUCGUAAUAGAGCAGCUGCCCGAGGAGGUUAAGGUUACACAGGUCAAAACGGAAGCCGGCACAGUUGAGCAGCAAACAGUGAAGAAGCGCAUCAUCAAAAAGAAGAAAGACGACAAGGAAGAACUCAUUGAGAUAGUGACCGUGCAGAAGGGCGACGAGCUUCCCGAGGCAACAGUAACAGUUACACAAGUGACCCCGGACGACAGUACUACCACUGCAGCGCAGCCAGAAAGUGCCGCGAAGCGCAAGGUACGCAUCAAGAAAACAGUCAAACCGGACACGCUAGAAGCGGACAUUGAGCGACUCCUGAAUCAGGAAAUUUCCAAAACGGAGCUCGAGGUCUACGAAAAGACAGACUUUGAGCCGGCAAAGCGCGUCAAAGAGCAGCCGGUUGAGGCGGCUGCUCCCGAAACAGCCGUACUGGAAGAGCCUGCUCCUACCGCACCGCAGCAGGUGAAGGUUAAGUCGAAGGCCUCCAAGAAACAACACCCAGUCACCCCAUUACAAGCCAUACCACUCGAACCAGCCAUUGGACACGAAGCUACCCAACAGACACUCGAUACCACCACACACACAGUCGAAGACAGGCGGCCAAUCAGUGCGGAUACCGUAGAUUUGCAGGAGGACACAUUCGAGACGAAUGAAUUCGUUGAGACCGGUCCGUUGCAGGAUGUUGUGCAGCCGGUCGAUGUGCCGGAAGCCGCGAUGGAGAAGCCGGAGGUAUCGCUGAAGCCUCAGGUGGCAGCCGCUCCGGUCGAAGAGGUGUUGGACGUGGCGGUGGAACAGACGGACGCUGUGGCAGCCGAGCUUCCGCAGGAAGAGCAGGCGGCCGCGUCCGAAAUUCCAUCCGCCGUUACCGAAACACCAAUCGUGAGUAAACCCAUUCUUGAAGCAGCUCCAAUCGAAGCCGUUCUUGAGCAGCAGGUUGAGGAGACGGGUACGGCCGACACACUAAAGCUGGAGGGAGAGCAGCUCGCACCGGUCGAGGUGCCCGAUGACGCCACCGAGAAGCCGCUGGUACAGGCCAAACCAACGCUCGAGGCUGCCCCGAUGGAAGAGCUGCUCGAGCAGCAGGUCGAGGAAACGGACAAUGUGCCUUCGCUGGCGCUCGAUACCGUGCAGGUAGCGCCGAGCGAUGUGUCGGAGCACGCAACCGAAAAGCCUACGGUACAGGACAAGCCCCUGUUAGAGGCUGCCCCUGUGGACGAUCAGUUCGAUGUGUCCAUCGAGGAAGCGGACACGGUUGCUUCGCUCACUCUGAACGAGGAGCAUCUGACGCCAGUCGAUGUGACGAUCGGAGCAACCGAAGUGCCGGCAGUGCAAGGCAAACCGACGGUUGCUGCAGCCCCAGCCGAAACCGUUCUAGAGCAAGCGGUGGAAGAGGCUGCAGCCGUGCAGGAGCCUGUGCUGGAGACGGAGUCGCUUGUGCCGGUGGAAGAGCAGCGGGCAGAGCCGACGGAAGAGGCGCUGGUACAGCCGGCCGCUACCGUCGAAACUGCUCCGGCCGAAGCGCCCAAGAAGGUGGUGAAGAAGGUGGUGAAGGUCACGAAGAAGUCCAAGAAGUCCAUCGACGAUGACGAGGAGCUGCAGCGCCUGCUCAACCUGGAGAUCGAGAAAACGCAGCUGGAACAGUACGAGAAGAUCGACGUCGACGGCAAGCCGAAGGUUAAGCCGGAGAAGGGUGAGAUUGUUAAGCUAGAGCCUAUUAAGAUCGAACGUAAGGAACAGAAACCGAUUCAGCCAGAAAUCACUGACACACAAGAACCACAAACAGUUAAACUGCGCAAAACCGUCAUACCAGAGAAGCGGGAGGUGGAAGAGCCAGCCGUACCGAAGGUACUGCUGAAGAGCCGCAUCGAGCGGGUGGAGCUCGCCGUCGAAGGGCAGCAGCCCGAGAUCGUGCAGCUGGACACCCGGCCGGGUCAGGGAGUGUUGUCGCGCAUCGAGGAAGACGAGGUGGAGCGUACGAAGAAGGUGAUCAAGAAGGUAAAGGUGAUCAAGAAGGAAAAGCCCGAACUGGAAACGCUGGACAUUGAGCGGUACGAGAAGGAACCGAAGGAAGACGAGCCGAAGGACGAACAAAAGCCACAGUACCAGCGGCAGCAAAAGGAAGCUCCGAAGGAUGAACCGGAAGAGCGCACGCUGCAGCUGGGCAAGGGUAAGUUAAAGACGGACGAGGAGCAUCACGAGGAGGUGAAGCUGAAGAAAACGCCCACCAAACCGAAGGAAGAAACGGUCGAGGAAGUGAAGCCAAAGAAAAAGGUCGACGAAAAGCCAAAGGAAGAGGAGAUGGACAGCAAGAAGCGCAGCGUGGAAAAGCCAAAGUUCACACCGACCGAUAUUCCAGACUAUGAGACGCCUCUCGAGCCGUACGUGAAGCCGGAACCGGAACCGGAGGAAAAACCGGUACAGGAACCGGAGAAACCAAAGGUACCGAAGGAGCCGAAGGUGCCCGAGGUUCCCGAGGAACCCGAGCACAAGAUCGUUCUAGGUAAGGGCAAGAAGCCAGAACCGGAACCUGAGGAUGAGUUCAAGUUCCGCAAACCGGUUCCAACGAAGCCGGAGGAAGAAAAGGAAGAGAUUAAGCUGAAACCAUUCACAAAGCCAACGCCCGACACGGAACCGAAAGAGCGUGAAGCGGACCGUGAUAUGGCGCUUCCAGUUCCAAAGGAUGUGCCCGAUAGUGCAGAACUGGACGCAGCUAAGAAGAAGGUAAUCAAGAAGGUUAUCAAAAAGCCAAAGGCACCGGCCGAGGAAGAACCUAAACCAGAGGAGCCAGUCACGGUGCCCGAAGCACCGGUUCCGAUUGAAGUACCUGCUCCAGUGGUUGAAGAGGUGGUGCCUGCACCUGUUGAGGAGGUCAAGAAACCCAAGGAAGUGCAGGUGGAGCAGCCCAAGGAGCUGGUACUUCCACAACCGACUGAAGAAAAAACAGAAUCUCUCCCCGUUCCACAAGUCCCAGAAGAGAAACCAAUCGAAACGGUACAAGAACCUGCACCGGAGGUGAAGGAAGAAGCCCCGGUGGAGGUACUGGAACAGAAGGAGAAGAUCGUAAAGAAGAAGGUUGUGAAAAAGCCAAAGAAAAAACCGGAAGAAGAUGCCGAACUGGAACGCUUGCUGAAUCUGGAGAUCGAGAAAACGGAACUGGAGACGUACGAAAAGGUUGAUCUUGAGCCGAAACCCAAAGAAACACCGGCAGCGAAACCGACCGAAGUGCCUGCAAAGGUUGAAGAACCGGUCGUUGAAAAGCCAGCCGAGGUGGAGCCAGUCGUGUCCAAGGCACAGAUGGUCGAGGAAGUACUUGUGCCCGAGGAAGCACCCACUAUUGCACCGGCUGAGCCGGCGAAGCCAACAGAACCGGUAACGAAACAAGUUCCGGAGGAAGUGGUAACUGCCGUGCAGGAACCGGCGGUCGUUGUGAAGUCCGACGAACCAAAGCCCGUUCCGGUGGAGCCAAAGCCGGUUGAACAGCCGGUUGAGCCAGAAAAGGUGGAAGAGAAGAAACCGGUGAUCAAGAAGAAGGUUAUAAAGAAACCCAAGAAGGCUUCUAUUGAAGAUGACGAACAGUUGCAGCGUCUGCUAAAUCUGGAAAUUGAAAAGACGGAGCUGGAACAGUACGAAAAGGUCGAUGUAGACAUCAAGAAGCCACAGAAAACGGUCGAAACGGUUGAGGUGCCGCGUACGGCACAGGUGGCCGAAGUGGAGGAGCCAGAACCGGUCGAGGUAACACUGAAGCCGAAGAAGACCGCCAAGAAACCGACCGAACCGGAACCGGUGGAGGCAGAAUUUAAGAUCACCAAAAAGCCACGCCUGCCGGAAGCCCCACAAGAGGUGGAGGAGCAGAUCACGCUGAAACCGACACCGCAGAAGGCGGAAGAAACGGUUACCGUUGAGCGUAUCAUUAAGAUCGAGGUGGAGCAGCCGGAACCGGUCGAGCCGCCGACCAUUGAGGAGGUGGAAGCCGAUGAACCACAGCCCGUGGAGGAUGUGGAAACGGUUGAGCCGGUGGUUGAAGAGCCGGUGGAAACGGUGGCCCCCGAGGAAGAGGUUGUCCCCGUGCAGCCCUUAAUCGAGGAGGUGCACGAUGUGCAACCGAUCGUAGAGGAUGCCGUGAUUGAGGCACCAUCCGAGGAGGCUCCAACCGUGGUCGAGUCGGUCCCGAUACAGCCCAUCGUGGAAGAACCGCAGCCGGUAACGCCCCUGCGCAAGGUGUCGCUCAAACCGGUCGAACCGAAGCCAGAAGCGCCGGCAGAGAAGAAGCCGGCCGAAAAGCCCAAGAAAAAGGUGGUGGUUGUGAAGAAGAAGAAGGCAAGCAUCGACGAUGAUGCGGAGCUGCAGCGGUUGCUGAAUUUGGAAAUCGAGAAGACCGAGCUGGAACAGUACGAGCGCGUCGAUGUAGAUCUGCGCAAGCGGGAGAAGAUGACGAUCGACGACCAACCGCAACCACAGCAGGCGGUGGAAUCGACGAUCGAGCCGGAAGAGAGCGCACAGGUGAAGCUGCCACGCAAGAAGAGCAAACCGAAGGUAGAGGCUAUUGAAGAGACGGAGGUUGAGUUUAAGAUCAAGCCUAAGAAACAACCGCAGGUGGAGGAAACGGUCCAGGAAGCGACGGUGUCGCUGAAGAAACCGAAGAAACCAGCACCGGUUAUCGAGGAGACGGCAACAGAGGAGGUGGUUGUGUUGAAACCGUCCGUACCGAAACCGGAAGAGGUGGAAGAUGUGGAGGAGUCGAUCAAACUGAAGCCCAAACCAGCCCCGUACACGACCGACGAAGCGGAAGCUUCACUCAAGAUCGUCCGAGAAGAGGAACAACCGGCCGAACCGGAGCCUGUAAAGGUGGAGGAGAAGAAGCCCAAGAAGAAGGUGGUUCCGAAGAAGAAGAAGGAGGACGAUAUUGACGAGAUCACGAAGAAGCUGCUCGAGAUGGAUGUUCCGAAGACGGAGCUGGAGAAGUACGAAAAGAUCGAUCUCGACGUUGUGAAACCACCGAAGGAGACGGUCGACGAGGUGACGAUGGUCAAGCGCAAACCAAAGGUGAAACCCUCGGUCGAGGAAGAGGAAGAGGUUGAGACGAAGCUUUCUCUGCCCAAGAAGAAACCCUCCAUUACGGAGCCGGAAGAGGCAGAGGCUACGUUUAAGGUAGCACGAAAGCCCUCGGUACCGCAGCAAGCCGAAGAUGUUGAAGCAUCGCUUACGAUCACCAAGGAGGAGGAAGUGCCGGCAGAGGAAGAGAUCACCGAGCACGUUGUGGUGCGCAAACAGCGCCCCCGGCCCAAGCCCGCCUUCCGGCGCGAAGUCCUGGACGAGGAGGAGGUGCGCAUCAAGAAGAUCAAAAAGGUACGCCAACCGCGGCCCGUCUUCAAGGACAUCGAGCCCGAAAACGUUACGUUCCGGCCGAAGCGCACCAAGCACAUCGAAGACAUCGAGCAGGAGUUCAAGAUACAGCUCGAUUCGUACGCGCGCGAAGAAAUCUCCAUGUCCGGCCGGGUGAAGCUGCCGGCACCGUACAGCUACGGCGAGGAAACGGGCGAAGCGCACAUCACCAUCAUCAAGCAGGUGGACGAGGACGAUGAGGUGGUGUACGAGGUCAUCUACGAUGAUAGUGAGCAGGACGCGGAGGAAGAGUACCGGUACGAGGACGAAGACACCGAGAACGUGGUGAUCGAGCUGCGCAGACGGCGCGAAAAGCUCGAGAACCUGAUCAUGCACCACGAGGAGGAAAUCUCACUCGAUCUGACGCAGCGUAACAGAUCACAGUUCACCACCACCACACACGAAGAAGAAUCAUUCACACUGAAACAGCCCAAGAAAGUCCUACCAACAUACUCUGAAGAAACGGCAUCGCUGAAAAUUAUCCGUGAGGAAGAUGCAAACGAUAUGUACUGUAUUCAGGCUGUUGAGGCAGAGAAUGAGGAAGCACUGCACAUCGUGGAAGGAGAGAAGGUCUAUGUGAUUGAGCAUAGCAACUCGGAAUGGUGGUACGUGAAGCGAUCCUGGUGCGAAGAACGCGGUUUCGUGCGUCGCGAGUACCUGAUGGAUGCCGUCACCUAUCCGCAGUACGUGCAGAAGACGCUGAACGAGAAGAUCGACAAACUGCCGGUGUUCGAGAAGCCGGGCCCGGGCGAGAAGCCGCUCGCACCGAAGAUCAUCGAGAAGCUGCAGCCGAUCACGACGCAGGAUGGCUACACGGUGCAGUUUGAGUGCAAGGUGGAAGGAUUCCCGCGCCCGUCGAUCACCUGGUUCCGCCAGACGGCCGUCAUCAAACCGUCGCAGGACUUCCAGAUCUACUACGACGACGACAACGUUGCCACGCUGAUCAUUCGCGAGGUGUUUCCGGAGGAUGCGGGCACGUUCACGUGUGUCGCUAAAAACAUUGCCGGAUUCGCUUCGAGCGCUACCGAGCUGGUUGUUGAUUCGUACAGCUCGGACCAUGGUUCGGACGUUGCCACGCUGUCGCGCAAGAGCAUGUCGCGCGAAUCAUCGCUGGCCGACAUCCUGGAAGGCAUCCCGCCAACGUUCUCGCGCAAACCGAAGGCGCAGUACGUGGACGCAGGAUCGGAUGUGCUGCUCGAGUGCCGUCUCGUGGCCGUGCCCGAGCCGGACAUUCUCUGGUACUACAACGGGGUGGAGAUCGAGAGCAAGGACAACGUGCAGGUCGUGGUGGAGUCGGACAUGCACAUGUACUGCACCGUGGUGCACAUCAAGGGCAUCGACAAGCUGCAGGAGGGCUCGUACCAGGUGGUCGCCCGCAACCGGGAGGGUGAAUCGUCGCUCGACAUCAUGGUGAAGGUGAAGACGGGCGUGCAGGAACCGCCCCAGAUUCUGGAACCGCUCAAGAGCAUGACGAUCCGCCAGGGCGAGACGGUGAUUCUGUCCACGCAGAUCGUCGGCAAUCCGGCACCAGAGGUGCAGUGGUUCAAGAACGGCGUGGCUUUGGACGUGCCGACGCAAGCGGAUCGUAACAUGUACACCGUGACGCUGGUGGCUCCGACGCACGACAAUGCGGGCGAGUACACUGUGCGCGCCAAGAACGCUGCGGGAAGCGUUGAAACGAGCGCCUUCCUGACGGUCGAUGAAUCGAACGUUGGCAACCCGCAAGCACCACUCUUCCUGGAGCGCUUCGAAGAGCAGAGUGUGCCGCAGGGCGGUACGAUCAAGCUUCCCGCAAGGGUGACCGGUAAUCCAGUGCCCGAGAUCCUCUGGCUGCGCAACAACAACACGCUGCUGCCGUCCAAGCGCGUCAAGCAGGCGUACGACGGUGAAAACAUUGAGCUGUUGAUCAACAACGCCGACUCGGAGCAGGACUCGGGCAACUACAAGUGCAUUGCGUCGAACACGAUCGGCAAGGCAUCGCACGGUGCGCGCGUUACGGUCGAGGUGGACAAGGUAACGUUCACCAAGAAGCUGAAGAAGACGAUCACGGUGGAGGAAAGCCGUUCGGUGACGCUGGAGUGCGAAACGUCGCACACGGUGUCCACCAAGUGGUUCCACAACGGCAAGGAGCUGAGCGGCAUGGACCAUCGCAUGAUCGUGCAGGAGGGCAAGGUGCACAAGCUGAACAUCAAGAACCCGACCAUCAACGAUACGGGCGUGUACCGGUGCACGGUCAAGGAUCAGCAGACCGAGUGCAGCCUGACGGUCAUCGAGGCGAAGCCCGAGUUCCUGCGCAAGCUCGAGGACGUCGAGACGAAGGAGAAGGAGCACGCCGUGCUGGAGGUGGAGAUCACGUCCGAGACGGCCGACGUUACCUGGUACAAGGAGGGCCGCAAGCUGGUCGAUACCACCGGCAAGUACGAGUUCGCCAAGAAGGGCAAAUCGCGCGUACUGUUUGUGCGCAACACCUCCGUGCACGAUGAGGGCGAGUACACGUGCGCCCUGGCCGAUCAGGAGUGUUCGGCCGAGGUGUCCGUAAUUGAGCUGCCGCCGGAGAUCAUCAGUGCACCGCGUGACGUAACGGUUGCCCGCGGGGAGGACGCCAUCUUUGAGCUGGAGCUCACCAAGGGCGAUGCGCUGGUGCGCUGGUACCGCAACGAGGAGGAGCUGUCGUUCAACGGGCACGUGCAGCUGACGAUCGAUGGCAAGCGGCAGACGCUCAAGAUCAACAAGACGGUCGAUGCGGACGGUGGCGAGUACACGUGCGUGGUCGGUGAGCAGCGUGCAAAGGCUCGGCUGACGGUGGAGAAACCGGUCGUCGACUUUGUGCGUCGUCUGCCCGAGGUUACGCUGACGACGCGCGAUAACGAUGCCGUGUUUGCGGUGGAGUUGUCCGAGUCGGCAGAUGUGGUGUGGUACCGCAACAGCAAGGCUAUCACCGCCUCCAGCAAGUAUGAGCUGGUUGUGGAGAAGUGCAUUCGCAAGCUGAUCGUGAAGAACAGCGUCGAGGACGAUGAGGACGAGUACACGUGUACGGUGUCGAACGCGAAAACGUCGUCGAAGCUGAAGGUGGAGAUUAUCAAGGUUGCGCCAACGAUCUUCGAGGACGGUGCGCGUACGUUCACGAUCCGCAAGGAUGAGGACGUUACGUUCAGCGUGAAGUUUAACGCGACGCCCAAGCCGGAGGCUGAGUGGCGUGUGAACAAGCGCGUCAUCAUCCCGUCGGCGAAGUUUGUCUCAACCGUUACGGAGGAGACGGCCAGCCUAACGAUCAAGCGUGCGGCGGAAGUCGAUGCCGGAGAGUUUACGCUCAAGCUGACGAACGAGUGUGGCGAUGCUAGCGCUUCUUUCACGCUCAUUAUCAAGAAACAACCUGGAGCUCCAGAAGCACCAGAGGCAACGCUCAUUACCGAUGACUCGAUCACGUUGUUCUGGAAGGCACCAAGCGACGAUGGCAACAGCAAGAUCACCGAGUACUUGUUGGAAUAUCAAGAAAAGAAUCAAAAGAAAUGGACCGAGGUUACGAGCAUCACCGAAACGACCACCACCGUCACGAAGCUGACGAAGAAUGCUGAGUACACAUUCCGUGCCACCGCCAUCAACGAGGUGGGCAAGGGUCCAGCGUCACCCAACUCGCCGUACUACAAGAUCGUGGCACCGAUCCAGAAGGAAGCCCCGACGGUAAGCGAGCACCUGAAGGAUGUGCACGUCGGACUCGGCCAAACGGUAACGCUCAGCUGCAUUGUGACGGGCGUGCCCGUCCCAGACGUGGCCUGGUUCCGCAACGGACAGCCGCUCAAGCAGGACGUCGUGUCGUACGAGAACGGUUCCGCCAAGUAUCAGAUCAAGUCGACCACGGUGGAAAGCGGGGCCAAGUACACUUGCCGCGCCACCAACGAGGUGGGCAGCGUCGAGAGCAGCUGCCAGGUGGUGAUCGAGGAGAAACCGACGCUGACGGUCGAGAAGAAGCAGAUCGUGCAGAAGCUGCGCGUUGGCGACGAGUGGAAGGUUGUGGCCGAAUUCACCGGCUUCCUGGCACCGGAGCUGAUCUGGUACCGGGAGGAGGAGAAGCUCACUUCCACCGCCGAGCAUACGAUCGUUACCGUGGGUCAAUCGUCCACUAUCGUCAUCUCGUCGCUGGACCGUGCCCACACGGGCAAGUACACGGUGGAGGCACGCAAUGCGGCCGGUUCGGCAACGGUCGAGCUGACGCUGAAGGUAAUCGACAAGCCGAGCAAACCGGAGGGACCGAUUGUGGUGCGCGAGCUUAGCCCCGAGGCGGUGGUGAUCGAAUGGAAGCCACCGUCCGACGACGGUGGGCUGGAGAUUUCCCAGUUCACCAUCGAGAAGUGUGACGAUGCGAACAAGAACGCCUGGAUCAAGGUGGCGGACGUGCAGCGCAACAUCAAGUCGUACUGCAUCCAGAAGCUGAUCGACAGCACGCAGUAUCACUUCCGCGUGAUUGCGCAGAACCCGGUCGGCUGUUCCGAGCCGCUGGAGAGUGCGACGGUGAAGAUUCAGCAGACGGUGGAGCCACCGUCGCCACCGCGUGGUCCCAUUGAAACGUCCGGCAUGACGAGCAGCUCGUUCACGCUCAUGUGGCAGCCGUCCGAGUCGAACGGUGGCAGCAAGAUCACGGAGUAUGUUGUGGAGGUGAAGGAAGCGAAGAAGAAGGUCUGGAAGGUGGCUGGUACGACCAGUGCGUCCGACACUUCGCUGCUGAUCGAGAACCUGGCAAUGAACAAGGCGUACGACUUCAAGAUCACCGCCAAGAACAAGGUCGGCUCGAGUGAACCACUCCAGACGGUGGAGUCGAUUGUGGCCGGAAAGGAAAUCACUCCACCAUCUGCACCGCGCAACCUGCGCAUCACGAACGUUACCAGCAAGAGCGUCAAGCUCGAGUGGCAGCAGCCCGAAACGAACGGCGGCUCCGACGUGACCGGUUACAUCAUCGAGAAGCGGCUCACUACGGCGCAACAGUGGACCAAGAUCAAGACGCUCGAGUCCAACUGUCUGUCGUACUGUGUGGACAACAUGAAGGAAAAGACCGAGCUGCUGUUCAGGAUAUUCGCCGAGAAUGCGGUCGGGCUUAGCUCGCCCACCUUCUCGGAGAGUGUGGUGCUCAAAUCACAUGCCACGGUUCCGUCUCCACCAACUGGUCCGCUAGAGGUACGCUACCUGGGACCGAACAUUAACAUCGUCGAGUGGGGCAUUCCAGAGUCGGACGGUGGCGCCCCGAUCGAGGGCUACACCAUUGCCAUCCGCAACGCGAAGAAAACGAUGUGGAUGGAGGUGGGCCGCGUCGCGGCCGACUGCCAGUCGUUCAACAUCAAGGAUCUGCAGGAAAGCGAAGACUACCUCAUCCGCAUCAUGGCCCGCAACGAGGUCGGCCUGAGCGAUCCGCUCGAGUCGGACGAACCGUACACGGUGCAGCUCGGUGCCGCUCCGGACGAUGUGCACGACGAAACGACGAGAGACUUCUCCGAGCCGACGGGCACGAACACGUCGUCCUGGCUGCGGGAACACAACAUGACCGCCGACAUCAACAGCUACGCCCGCCAUAAGCUGCUGAGGAGAAGCGAGUACUUUUUCAAGCUGUGGGUUAACGCCAAGAGCCUGUUCAAGUAAACAGAACGAGAGAGAGAGAGAGAGAGAGAGAGAGAGAGAGAGAGAGAGAAAGUGGGAGAGGCAGAGAGAUGAAGAGUUCCAGCUUAUAGUCCAACCCCGUUAUUAACCGUUAUCAAACUGUUCAUUUGAAUUGUGGAUACACAAGGUUCCAUGCUCCAUCAAAACUGGUGGCUUACCGGAGUUCGAGUAAUAUGCUAGAUGUUGUAUGUAAAUGUUGCUGUAAAACCGAAGAUGUCUAUAUGCGAACGUCCCAUUCUACCAAUAGAUCCCUCCCAUUGCGCGAAGCCAAAGGGAGCAAAUUGUAAGAAUCUUCAUGGAACUGUGAUAAAAAGAGCAACAGCAGUUGAACCUCCUGCCCUUCGGUGCAGAGAGAGAGAGAGAAAGAAGGCGAGAAAAGUAGAAGAGAGAGAAAAAAGGCAAUACACACCCCUCCCCCCUCACAGCCCCAGUGGCUACUGUCCACUAUCCCCGCGGCUGGGUGGUCACUGGUGUGUGUGUUUCGGCGGGUGUGGAUGUUGCGCCGCAAAAUGUAAUCAUGUAUGAAUGUAUAAAUUGUAAUUGAGAAGAGAGCAGAAAAGAAACAACACAAACACACGACUAACAAUACGGCCGGCAACAUCCCGGCAACGACGACGCAGCCCCUCGACGGGGCAAUCCGCAGGACCUAUCCUGGGUUGGCCCUUGGCUGCGUUGGAACAAUUUUGGUACUGCUUCUUGUAGCUACUCCUGGGAAGAGGAAUCAUCAUCAUGACCUUACGGCGGUCGUCGCCCCAUCAUGUUCAGCAUCCACAGGUCCGAAGGGGGACAACAUUGGUGCGAAUGUUGUCCUUCAUCGGGUAAACGGUUGAGAAUUUGGGUAGGGCCCGUAGUGAGACACCGAUCAUGUAUAGAGCAAUGCGAAACAAAAUGCUCAGGAGUAGCGAACACAUACAAAAGAAAGAAUGAAAAAAAACGAGCUAAAUACUUUCUUUGCCAAUUUUAUCUAUGAUCUUUGUUGAAUUCUAUGUUACGAUCUGUCAAGAGGAGAGAAGAAAUUUGAUUAGAGAAGAAAGAGAAAGAGAUAGUUUAUUUUAAUGAAUGUUUUGCUAUACUUUCUUGUUUAUAUUUUCCUUUGAAGAA
Molecule: messenger RNA, 72531 nt
Organism: Anopheles merus
Lineage: Eukaryota; Metazoa; Arthropoda; Insecta; Diptera; Culicidae
Product: titin-like
Molecular function (GO): protein binding
Source: RefSeq, a predicted model, not a curated record